Molecule: messenger RNA, 52331 nt
Organism: Bombus pyrosoma
Lineage: Eukaryota; Metazoa; Arthropoda; Insecta; Hymenoptera; Apidae
Gene: Msp300
Product: nesprin-1
Exons: 52
Coding region: 156-50831 (16891 amino acids)
Biological process (GO): nuclear migration
Cellular component (GO): meiotic nuclear membrane microtubule tethering complex; nuclear outer membrane; cytoplasm
Molecular function (GO): actin filament binding
Source: RefSeq, a predicted model, not a curated record
GAAACGAGCAGAAACCGGAAACGUACGGGGCCGGUGCUCGUACGUCACAAUGAAUUUUCGGGCUGGAUAGCCCGUAGAGGAAACAUACUCGCAUGAACAUCAUCGGCGAGAAACCUCUUUGAGACACGGUGGUGGUCAGAGCGAGGUGACGAGUCAUGUCACAUACACCACCGAAGAGCGCGAGUCCAGCCGGCAGCCGGGGUAGCCCUAGCAGCCCGAGCACGCCACGUGGAGGCCGUCUCCGCGAUAGGGUCAAUUUCUUCAUCGAGCUGUUCGAGGAUAAAGAGGCUAGACGAAAUGCCGGACAAUUUAGAUCGCCGACGAAUCCCAGACCCUCGUCCGGACCUUCUUCGCGACCAUCCUCCAGAGCCAGCGAUUCGUCGUUCGAGGAGAGCUUCGAACGAUUGGUGGAAGAAGGCGAAUUGAACGGCUCGAAGGUGGUAAAAUUUGAGAAGAUCACGGUGCGAAAGAGCGUGAAAGAGAUCGGCAGCGGUGUGUCUAGCUCGCAACAACGAGGUUCACUCGCGGAAUCGAGCAGAACACCGAGCGAGGAACACGCCCUCGAGGACUCGGCUUAUCAGAGUCAUAGCCACGGUGCUGCGAAUUAUGGAAGUAAAUCCAGCUCGGUCACGUCGUUCACGAGAUUUCCAUCCGAAGAGAGUUUGUCGCAUAAGAAGGGCAGUAGCCCUCAGCAUCAUCUGGGCCUGGACGAUCGAACGCCGUCCGAGUGGUACGCGGAAUAUCGUACUCAGAGCUUCCAGAACGUCGCCACCAGGAUCGAAUAUGUGCGCAGUAAGAGCGAGUACGAUGCACACAUCGCCGAGAUUAAAGACGAGCAAGAACGCGUACAGAAGAAAACUUUUGUCAACUGGAUCAAUUCUUACCUUUCUAAGAGAAGUCCACCGCUUCGAGUGGACGAUUUGAUCGAGGACCUGAAAGAUGGUACCCGCCUACUCGCAUUGCUUGAAGUUUUGUCCGGCGAGAAGCUGCCGGUGGAAAGGGGCCGGAACCUGAAGAGACCGCAUUUUCUUAGCAACGCAAACACAGCGCUUCAAUUCUUACAGAGCAAAAAGAUCAAGCUAGUGAACAUAAAUUCGUCCGAUUUGGUAGACGGACGACCGCCCGUAGUGUUAGGCCUGAUAUGGACCAUCAUUCUUUACUUCCAGAUCGAGGAAAAUACCAGAGCUUUGGAAUACCUUGGACAUACGUGGGGUAGUCAGAGCAGUUUAGAGAGUCUUAGUACCCAAGGAUCCGCGAGAGGGACCAGCGAGGGGAAACGCUUCAGUAGCGAGAAAUGGAAGCAGGGUGCGAGGAAGACUCUGCUUCAGUGGGUCACCAAUGCUCUGCCAAAGGACAUCCAAGUGCGUGACUUCGGCGAAAGCUGGCGUGACGGCAACGCCUUCCUGGCCAUCAUCGACGCUAUCAAGGCGAACUUGGUGAACAUCGCGGCCAUGAGAGAAGCAACGAACAGAGCUCGUCUAGCAACGGCGUUCGACGUGGCCGAAUCCGAGUUGGGUAUCGCCAGACUUCUCGAUCCCGAGGACGUCGACGUUCCCCAACCUGAUGAAAAAUCUAUCAUGACAUACGUGGCUCAGUUUUUACACAAAUAUCCGGAACCAGGAUCCACUGCUUCCGAUUCGUUCGCGGCUGUACAGCAGGAGUAUGAUAAUCUGCUUGGUUGGCUGUACGAAAGGCUGAAAUACCUGGAACAGAUGGGUAGCUCCCCGUUGAGUUAUGAUGAGUACGCCGCGUUGAAAGCAGAAGUCGAGCAACAGAGGGUUGUGUACAAUAAGCUACAGCGUCUCGUCGAGACGCCUAGUAUGAUCAGCAUCACGCGGGACUCAUGGAAGCACGUGCAGGAUCUAUGGAAGACCCUGGAGAUGCUGAUGUUACGCUGGCUCUGGCUCCUAGACUCCUAUUUGCCAGGUGAAUUAGGGGUCGUAGGAAGGUGGCUGUGUCGCGCAGAGGACCUUCUGCUAUCCGACAAUGACAUCCCCGAGGAAAUGACAGAAGAAACCGCCAACAUAAUCUCGAAUAAGCUCGAGGAACACAAAAAGUUUUUCCUCGAUCUUCCGUCCAUGACGGAACGAUUUCAAGCGGCGAGAAGUAGCGAGGCCGCGUUGAAAGUACAUCCUCAACAAUUGAACGAAAUGGCGACCCGAUUGGAUAGCCUACCGAGUCGAGCCGCCAAACGUAGAAUCCGACUAAAGUUCCUGGAGCAUAAGUGCUGCCUUAUUGCUUUCUUGUUCCUAGUUGAAACAAAGUUGAAGAGUUGGAGCGUGAAAUACGAUACUGAAGAGAGUGUGCACCAGAUGCUGGAGCAAUAUAGAAACUUCGUAUCGCGAAACAGAAUUUUCCAGGAGUUCCAGAAAGCCUACCUGGACAUGCAACAAGUCGUCGAGGACUAUAAACGCGAAGGUGACGUAGACACUGAAGAAAGCGCGAGCAUCGAUCGUUUCAUGCGAGAGACCAGCGACAAGUGGAAAAGCGUGUCCAUGGAUCUGCGUUGCGUGCAAAGCAUGCUUGAGGAAGUGGUAGCUUAUUGGCGUCGCUGGAACAUAAUCUCCGAUGAGUUCGUGACUUGGUUGAACCGUGCUGAACCUGCCUUGAACCUUCCCGAAGAGGACAAAAUGGAAUUCUUCCAAGAUAUCAGCGUGUGGAAAGACAAACACCAACAAUUGUCGGACACAGUGACGUUCUUAAUCGCCACAUCCGACGAACCAGUCGCCUUGCAAUUGAAGCAACGUUACACGAGUCUCGCUUCUAGAUGGGAUUCGCUGUUCCAGGAAGCGAAGCAGUACAUGCACGCUGGAGACGUGAUACGAAAUAGAAAAGACUACAGACAGGGCGUGGAAACUUUACAAAAGUGGCUGAGGAACGUUGAAUUGGCGUUAUCAGCUACUGAUCUAACCUCAACCGAGAAGAUCAAGGCCUACGGUGAGAAGCUGCAAGUCUUCCAUAACGAAGUAGAAGGAAUCGAAGAUCUUUUCAAGAGUAUCAGCAAAAAGUUCCAGUCACUCAUUCAAGAUUUAUCUCGAGACGAAGUGGACAAAAUGAUGAACACCCUGAAGAAAGAGAAGGAGGCGCUGGUUAAAGUAAGAGCCUUAAUACCGAUGCAGUUGCACCUGUACCAUCAACUUCUGGUUCAGCAGGAGUCUCUAGAAGCUGGCCAGAAGGAAAUAGCUACCUGGUUGGACGAAGCAGAGAGAAUGUUGACCAACGUCGACUUAUCAGGUGGUAGAGAGCAUAUUUUGGCCCAGUUGGAGCGGCACAAAGCCUUCUUCUCGAGAACUCUCUACUACAAAUCCAUGCUGGAGUCUAAGAACAAAGUGUUCUCCAGUAUAGUGAAGUCUGUGGACAGUCACGCGGAUGUAGCUACUGCGGAAGGUGGCAGAACCUUGAGAGAAUUGAACGAACGGUUCAAUCGAGUGUCUCAGGCGGCCCAGGCAUUGGAACAACGGCUUCAGGAAGCUGUUAGGUGCUGGACCAGGUUCAAAGAAUGCGAACGACAGGUCUGUGAGUGGCUGUCGGUCGCUGAAACCAUGAUGAAUGACAAACAUACCGAUAAUAGACGAUCUAUAGAGUAUCACAAGAACUUCUUUAGCAAUGUAAAUGAGAAGUGGAUCCAAGACUUUGUGAACGCUGGACAAGACUUGAAGAAUAUUCUGCCUGCUGAGAAGCAAGCUCCUAUUUUGGAAGCUGUCGAAGCACUUCAGAAACGUUGGAAGGAGGUGUUGACGUUCGCUCCUCUUCAUUUAAUGAGACUCGAGUUUCGCCUGGAUGAAACCACGUUCCUGCAGUACCUGAAGGAGAUCGAGGUGGAGGUGAAUUCGGAACAGCAGGCUUUGAUGAAGAAUGACAAUGUUGAGAAUAUACUGCAGAGGAAUAAAGAGUUUUUCGUGAACCGUGGUACAGUUCUGGAAGUAGAGAAGUGUCUGCAGACUUUGAAGAAGAUCAGCAAUGCUUAUAGCCAGCUGAUACCUAACGAUACUAGCUUGUCCGAGGCUGCGCAACAUGCUGAACGCCUGUGGGAGGAUUCCGCUCAGAGAGUGGAACGUUUGAGGGAACAAUUGAAACAAGUGCCUGAGCAGUGGGCUGCCUAUAAGAAAAAAUUUGACGAGAUGGUACGAUGGAUGGACCAUGUAGACAGUAACCUGGCGACUAUUCUGCACGAGGUGAAUACGCUGGAGGAGUUCGAAACAGAAAAAACGGUAUUCCAGAAAAUAUGUAGAGAAGCAGACAGCAAGCGGGAAGAGAUGAAAUGGUUGGUGCAAACCUUGGAUAGCCUGACUUCCAAUCGUUCAGAUCACGAAGCCCUUUCAGAGCAGAACCGUCUGGAACAGUUGAUUACUCGUUAUAAGAACCUCAUACCAACCAUAGAAAUCACCAUGACGAAAACCGAUAUCUAUUCAAAAAGCUACACGUACAGAAAAGAAGUGCGCGAGGUGUGCACUCUUUUGCACAAGGUCAAAGAUCAAUCGAAGGUCGACGUAGUGUCUGAAAUCCCGGAGACCUUGCAGACCGCGGUUACUCAUCAGGAAAGCCGUUUGAAUCAGUUGGAACAACAGAGAUCAAAUAUCGUGAGCAUGCUUCAACGUGGUAAAGAUCUUUUGAAAGACCAACACGCGCCUCCAUUUGUGUCCUUGGAGGUUCAGCAAUUAGAAUCAAGCUGGAAUGAUACUUAUGGUCAGAGCGUGGAGACCUUGAAGUCUCUGAAGAGCUCGCAGAAGUUGUGGAACACUUACCUGCAACAGAAAGAGGAGAUCAUGAGAUUAAUCGAGCAAGCUGAGGAAGAAUUGAGAAAAAUCGAGUCGACUACCUAUUACGAAGCAUCCCAGGUAUCAUCCGACCUUCAGAGUAAGCAAGACUUUAGCUCCACAUUGAGAAAGUCUACCGAAGAGAUGAUGAAGAAGCUGCAAGAGACGUACAGUCAUUUGACAGAGAUUGCACCACCUGAAAGAAGGGAAGUAUUGAAGAAAGAGAUCACUCAAACUGAGAAACGAGUGGAGACUACUCUGAAGACCGUACAGGAGAAGGUUGUCUAUCUGCAGGAGCAUAGUACCAGGUGGAACAAGUUCCAGGCGAAAUUGAACGAAUUGCAAUUAUGGACGCAACAAAGUGCGCCUCAAUCGAUUGCAGAUGCUGAAAACUUGGCAACCACACCCGAAGAAAUGGUUUAUAGAACUGAGAUCUUGCAGAAAGAUAUUCAGGAGAGAAGCAGGACGUUGAAAUUCCUCGAAGAGGAAUCAGAGAAACUGGUGAAAGGUGAAACUGGCGGUCCUGGAAAGCAGCUGCGCGCUGACAUCAUAAGCCUGGAGAAGAGCAUCGAAACUCUUCAAAAGAGUAUCGUAGUCCAACGUCAAACAGCCGUGCAGAACCUGGAAACUUGGAAAGAGUACGAGAAAGGAAUCAAAGAAUUGAAACCUUGGAUCGAAGAAGCUGAGUCAAAAGCAGCCACCAUAGGCAGCAAACCUACGACUCUGCCGCAAGCAGCUCAAAUGUUAGAAACCGCCAGAGCAUUCGAAACACGAUGUCAACAGCACUUCCCUCAAAUUCAAGAUUUAUCCUUGGUCAGCCAGCGAAUAUCAGGGAAAACAUCAGCCUCCGACGAAGUGGAUGCUGUUCAUACUCGUUGGAACGCAGUACACGAUAUAGCAGUCCAAACAACCACGAAAUUAGACAAGCUAGUCACUUCGUGGAACAGCUUUGAAUCCGAGAUCAAAGAAUUUAACGAAUGGUUGGAAAAAUCCGAGAGAACCGUUCUCAUAGAACCAAACACCGAAACACCGGAGGUAUCGGUCUUAGAAAAAGAGCUGACUCGAUUGAAGGACUUCAACAAGACAAUAUCCGAUCAUCAAGCUCAAUUGAUAUCGUUGACCCAAGUGUCUGAUCAUAUCAGUCACGGUUUAUCUUUGGAAGGAGCGACCAACUUGAAAGCUCGUGUAUCAGACAUCAAAUCCAGAGUCAGUAAGCUGGCUGACACGGUCAGAUUGCAGAUCAAUCGCGUCUCUGAUUCUCUGUUAGCUCGCCAGGAAUUCCAGAUGAAGAUCACCGAUCUGGAGAACUGGAUGUCACGACUCAGAUCGAAUGUCGCUGAGAUCAGCGAUGCAACUGUUGAUACCGUUGAUACCAAUCUUCAGGCUGUGCACGCGUACAUUCAGGAACACUCCGAGAAACAGCCCAGUUUGGAAGCUAUCUGUGAAGAAGUAAAGGUGAUAUGUCCCAAAGGAUCCAUAAAAGCUAAAGCUGCUUUGGUUGACACUUACGUAGAUCUAGAGAAGAAGUAUAAAGCAUUAGGCGACGACUUGCAACAGAAGAAGAAGGGAUUGGAGAAAUGGAUAGAAAUGUUGAGUUGGUUGAACGACGCCAAUGCUCAGUUAAGUCACUGUAAAUACGAAGCUGAGGCUAGAAAACCUACUAUUGCUGACUUGGAGAGAUUCUCCUCGGAAUUGCAGACUAUAUACGAGAAGAUAGACGCCUGGAAACAACAUGUUUUACCUGACACUGCCAUUGGAAUUCAGAUCAGAGACAAACAGGGAAAACCUCUGUCCGCAUCGGGUUUGUUAAAUGAUUUAGAGAACAAAGCCUUAGCUCUACAGAACGAGAUAUCCGCGAAACGCGACAGACUAGAGAAUCUUGGCGCCAGGUGGAACAAUUUCAGAACACUUCAACAAACUAUCACGGAGAAGAUAUUGAACACCCAAACUGCUCUUCAAGAGACGGUUUACAACGUUGACUGCUGCAAACAGUUGGCUCCUGCCGUGGAGAAGAUUGAUCGAUUAAUCGAAGAGCAUCAGAAGAGAGAACAGGAGAAAGAGAUUCUUCAUUUCGAAGGAAGUUCCUUGAUGAAAGAGGACCAGAGAUCGACGACCAAUAUUCAAGUUGUUUUAUCUUCUGUGGAUGCUAAUUGGGAGAAGGUUAACGAGCUUCUUCGAGAGCAAAGGAAGAAAUACGCUGACAUGAACACCGACUGGAAAGAUUACGAAGAAGCUAAAGAGAAAGUGGAAAAAUCUAUCAAAGAAGCGACCAGUUUGUAUCAAUCAGUGAAAGGAGUUUCUUAUGACGUUACUCAAGCGAAUAUCACGUUAGAGAAGCACAAGAAAGCUUUGGAAAUGUUGAAGAAGGGCAGACAUUUCUUAGACAAAAUGGAUUCUAAGGCGCAACAGUUGACGAAGGAAGCUUCUUUGAUGCCCAGAUUCAAUUCCGAGCUAAUCGAAAACGACUUAACCGAUGUCCGACAGCGAUAUCAAGAUACUUUCAACGAUAUUAGUGAAAAGCUACAAACCUACGAGACUCAGGUAAUCAUCUGGAAGCAAAUAGAAGAAUCGAAAUCUGAACUUAUCAAGUGGCUCAAUAAUACCAACGACGCUUUGACCACUGCGUUUGAGCGUUUGAUGGACGCAGAGAACUGUCAAGCCAGGUUGAUCAGAUACAGAGAGGAGUUGCCUGGUUAUCAACAAUUGUAUCAGAACAUCGUCACCAAAAUUGAACAAUUAGUGAAAUCGAACAACGAUUCCGAUAUUCCUACCUUGAGUUCUCUUCAUAAAUUGUUGGACGAUCAGUUCAAGGUGGUUAAAAGUUCGGCGGAUAAACUGGAAUCUUUGACGUGUACGUUAAACGAAAGAGAAAGAGCGAUUAGACAGGAGCUGAAGAGAUGUGGUGACGUAAUAUCGAAAAUUCGCGAAGACAUUAUCAAAUGCGACGAUUUGACCGGCGAAAACACCAAGAUUCUUGGUCGUAUCAAUAAAUGCCAGGAAUUAAAAACAGAAUUGGAAGAAUGUGAUUACGCUCUGUCUAAAGUUGAGGAGACACUGACGAAGAUGUCUACGGAGUAUCCUAGCAUUUCCAAGUCCAGUUUGCCAAAGGAAUUGCAGGCUCUUCAGCUCCGAAGAGAUGGCGUGGCCAGUCAUGCUAAUAAAGUGAUAGCAACGUUGGUGGCCUUCUUAACUAAACUAUACCACGAAAAGUUCGGUGCUCUUCAACGUAUGGUAGCGACGCUUAAAGAAAAAGUAGCUUGGUGCGAGCCUGAACAAAGUAGCGAUCGUUAUAAUCUGGAAGUGAAAAUGGCGUCCCUGAUGGACGUGGAAGCUGGAAUUGCCGAUUGCACCGCCAGGAAAGAAGACACUGACAACUCCUUGAAGCUUCUAGCAUCUGUUGAAAGCGCCGAAACGAUGACCGGCUUAAAAACGGAACGUGACAAGGUGGAGAGUGACUUGGAAUCCCUGAAGAGUAGUUACAAUAAGAUCAAGAAUGAUCUAGAAAGAAACAUCGCUCUAUGGCAACGUUACGAACUUACAUCAGAGAAUGUUUUGUCCUGGUUGAAGGAGAACGAGAACAGAAUCAGAGCCGAAGCUUCUGCGUUACUUAAUUUAGACGAUAUCGAACAGAAGAUUGCAGAAAUGAGUCAAGUACAGAAGGCAGUGAUGGAGUAUCAAAGUGAACUGAAAGACCUGACUGCUCUAGCUGAAGACAUCACCAGAGUUAGUUCUGAAUCUCGAGUGAAUCAAUACAUCAGCCAUCUUAAUACACGUUACGAUUACGUGUUGAAGUUCCUGGCGCAACAUUUGGACAGACUUAAAGAGUUAAAAGAGAACAGGGAUCAGUAUGUUGCUAAUAAGAAGAAACUCGAAGCUUGGAUCGAAAAUGCUGAAAAAACUUUGAAAGCCUUCGACGAAAUCACCGGACCAAAGCCUAUAACUUUCUAUCAGUCGCGGUUGAAAGAACUGAAAGCUUUCGCCGAAGGACGUGAAGUUGGACAAGCCAUAUUAAACAAAACUGCGGAAGCUGGCGAAACUUUGUUCGCUAGGGUCACGCCGGACCAGAGAGAAACGAUCAGAACCGAGUUGAGGAACUUCCGUAACCGCGUGGACGCAAUGGCGGACCGUGCUAACGUGAUUUAUAAAAGAAUAGAGAGCGACAUGAUGCACAGGUCUUCGUUCGAGGAUAAAUUCUCUCAAGUGAAACAAUGGCUGGUAGACGCGCAGAAUAAAUUAGGAGAGAAACAGGAAUUAUUACCAACCUUACAAGAGAAGAAGCUGACUCUUCAUCUAUAUAGAGCUGUAGCACAAGAUGUUAGCGUGCACAAGAAUAUUCUUCAACAGCUGCAAGAUAGACUAAGCUCAGCUCCUGAUGACGAUGCUAGUGAAAUGUUGGGCAACGUGAUCGAAGCCCAUGAAAAAUUGUCUAAUGAAGUUGAAGGACGAAUUAAUAUAGCGGAGAAAUACGUUUCUAACCACGAAGCGUAUCUUCAGACGUUCGAGAAGACUCGGGAUUGGAUCAAUACGGUAAUCAACGAGGGAACACCUAUAAUCGAGGACUUUUCGGUGGAACGUGACACGGCAGAGACUAAAAUCACUGCUAUCGAGAAUCUUCUUCAACUGAAAGCGGAAGGGGAUCGAACUCUGGCUGACUGUAACGAACAAUUGAAUAUCGUUCUUGAGCAAACUUCUCUACCAGGUCAUCCAGCUUUGUUGUCUAACUUUGAGCAACAGAAAAAGAUAUGGGAAGAUUUCCUGAAGAGAUCCAUAGCCUCUAGAGACAAGUUGAGGCAUAUGUUCGACCAGUGGUCCGAAUUUGAGAAGAUUGUGGAAGACUUGGAAGCCUGGAUCAAGCAGAUGGAGACACAAUUGAAGGAUCAAAGUUUGAAGAGUACAGAGGAGGCAAAGAGGGCUCAUUUACAGAAGCUAAAGUCCUUGGAAGAGAGCAUUAUCGCGAAAGGAGCUGAAUUUAACGCUGCCAUUGAGAAGAGUCAAAGUAUCGAGGCUGAAGCAGACCUGGCCACUAGAGCUUCCAGACAAUCUACCAAGUAUCAGGCUAUCAAGAACCAAAUAAAAGAAACCGUGAUGCGGUACGAACAAUUCGUAAAGGAGCACAAUACCUUCAAUGUGAAAUACAAUCAAUUAUUGCAAUGGAUCACGGACAUUCAAUCGGAAUUGAAGAAGCACAGCGAAAUCGUGGGCGAUUUGUCCGUGUUGCAAAGUAGACAGAAGCUCAUUCGUGACCUUGGCGAUACUAGAACGAAGGAGAACGCUAGAUUCGAGUCUGUCGUAGAUCUCGGAGAGAAAUUAUAUAUUCAUACGUCUCCCGAUGGUAGAGAGAUUAUCAGACAACAAUUGAGAAACUUGAGAACUCUGUGGGAUGGAUUCACUGAAGAUUUGCAAAGCACUACGCAGAAAUUGGACCAGUGCCUGAUGCAAUUCGCCGAGUUCUCCUUGUCCCACGAGCAAUUGACUGCCUGGCUUCGAGACGUGGAACGUGCCAUGCAUCAACAUACAGAAUUAAAGUGUACCUUGGAAGAGAAACGAGCACAGUUACAGAAUCAUAAGAUUAUGCACCAAGAAAUUAUGUCUCAUCAGUCCCUGGUAGAGUCUGUUUGUGAUAAAGCUCAGCAGUUGGUGGAUCAGACCAAAGACACCUCUCUCAACGUUUUUCUACCUUCUAUUAAACAGUUGUUCCAUAACAUAGUAGCGAAAUCGAAAGAUUUGUUGGAAAAUUUGGAAGAUUGCGUGGAGAAACAUCAUAGGUUUAACCUGCAAGUGAAGAACUUCUCUGACUGGUUGAAUGGCGAAAGAGACAAGCUCGCAGAAUGCAACGAUGUCACUGGAGAAAGAACAGAUAUUAGUAGAAGAUUAGCUACUCUGGCGACGUUGAAGGACGAUCAGAUGCAGGGAACGGAACAGCUUGCAAAGUUGAAGGAACUUAGUGAUACGGUUGUUAAAAGAACCGCGCCGAAAGGAUGGGACGCCAUCAAUAAAGAGAUCACCGUUUUGGAAAGCAACCUUCGUCAAUAUUUAAGCGAAAUAGAAUCUGUGGAAGAAAAGCAGAAGACAGCCCUUCAGAAAUGGCAAGACUUCGAAGACAAAUUGGAAACGCAUACAAAAUGGUUCAGCACGAUGGAAGCUGCCUUUAGAGACCAACAAUUACAACCAACUUUGCAGGACAAGGAGGCUCGUUUGAAAGCUUUGAAAGAGAAGCGUGACGCCAUACUGAAGGAAGAAUCGAAUAUAGACGAGUUCGUUGACAAGUCUCAUAGUCUACUACACGCGAGCGGCGUUGAACGUAUCAAACCCAUGAUCUCGCAAAUUAGCAAUAGAUACCAACUAUUGCAUGGCCUUAGCAAAGAAGUAGUGACGAGGUGUCAGAGUAUUCUAGACGAUCAUCGGGCUUAUGAAGAGAAACUGAAGGUUGUGGAUGCGUGGCUGACUCAAUUGGAACAAAGUUUGGCCAGUCUGAAGAAAGACGAGGCAGGUGGAAAUCUCGAAGAGAGAGUCUCUCGUUUACAGAUAUUGUUAGCUGAGAAAGAGCAAGGUGAACAUCGAUUAGGAAGCUUGAUAUCGUUUGGGGAGAGGAUCCUUGCUGACACAUCUGCCCAGGGAAGGGAACUUAUUCGUCACGAACUAAGGCAGGCUCGAGAACGAUGGGACAAAUUUGUAGAAGGCAUAGAUGAGCAACAGAAGAAACAGGAUGCUCAGUCUUUGCAAUGGACCAAUUAUCAGGAAACUUUGCAACAGAUUUUGGCUUGGUUAGACACUAUGGAGAGAUCCGUGAAACAGGACUCGACGAUCACGUGGUCUUCUCUUCAGGAAAUUAAAUCCAAGUUGUUGAAGAGCAAGGGAAUGCACCAGGAAAUUCUGGCAUACAAACGCAUCAUCGAGGGUGUGUCUGAAAAGGCAAAUGCACUGACGUACGCAGUCCAAGCGCCAUCAGACGCUCAACAGAAAGCUGCUUCGGUUUCUGGAAGAUACGAGGACUUGGUUGAAAUGUCACAAAAGAAUAUAGCCAACCUAGAGACUCUCCUAGACACGUUCCAACAAUUUUACGAUCUUCAGAAAUCCUAUCAAGACUAUCAGAAACAACAAUGGGAACAACUGACCAAUUACAGCGACUACACGGGCAACAAAGCUGCUCUUCAAGCUCAACUGGCCAAGAUCAUGGAGCUUCAAGACGGCCAGAGGGAAGGAGAAUUAAAAUUGGAUAUUCUUAGCGAACAUGUGGCUCAGAGUGCAUCCAACUUAUCACCUAGAUCGUUAGAAUCUAUGGAAAGAGACCUGGCUUCGUUGAGAUUCGAGCAUAAGAAAUUCGCCAUUACGGUAAACGACAUUAUUCGAUGCAUCGAGGAGAGGAUCCAGCAAUGGAGCGAGUACGAAAAUUCUUUGGAACGUUUAUUAGCUUGGUUGGCGGAUGCGGAGUCGUCUUUGAAGAAUUACUCCCUAAAGAACUCUCUUGAAGAGAAACAAGAACAACUCGAGAAAUAUCAGGCACUGCAAAAAACCGCCUUAUCGUGGGACACGGAAGUGACGGAACUGGUGGCCCUAGGAGACCACCUGGACCAAAUGUUGAUCGUGAAUCUCCGGCAGAACGAGGCCGAGUUCGACAAGAUGAGCGACGAAUCUUCCGAACUGAUGCAAAUUAGUGGGGAAACAAGGUUCUCAGCCAACGUUCAGCAGAUCACCUCGCGUUUCCAAUCUAUUCAAGCGACUGCUAAGGAAUUGGUAAAGAAAUGCGAACAAGCAGUGGCAGACCACGCAGCCUAUCUGGAGCGCUACAAACAGUGUUCAGAAUGGCUAGCAAACACCAGAACUACUUAUCAAUCCAUCAAAGACGAUCUCAGCGGCACUCUUCAAGAGCUAACCUCGAACGUAGCAACGCUGAAGGAUCUUCUGGCUCGUCAAUCUUCGGCAACUCUUUUAAUAAACAACACCGUGGAAGCUGGAGAACGUCUUUACUACACCACAGGCAUGGACGGCAGAGAGAUCGUUCGUCAACAGUUGUUAGAUCUUCAACAAGCCUUCGAAGAACUGUACGACAGUAUCGCGUCGACCGAACGAGAGUUACAAUCAAAGAUCUCACGUUGGUCCGGAUUCGACGAGUCCAACGAGUCAUUCGACAACUGGCUGAAGACUGUCGAGACUCAACUAAAACCAGAAAUCGAAUUGAAAACCACACUGGACGAGAAACGAGCUCAGUUGCAAAUCUAUCGUUCAUUCUUGCACGAUAUUCAGUCUCAUCAACAAGAUUUACUCGAUCUUCGCGAUAAAGCUGAUAAUUUACCAGACUCUACUGACAAAAUACAUCAGACGCUGAAGAAACUGAACGAAAGACACGCUACGGUGUUGAAACGAGCUGCUGCGUUCGUUGAAAAGUACGAAGGCAUAGUCAGUGAUCACCAACAGUACAGCAAGGCUGUGCUCGACACUCACGAGUGGUUAGACGCGACGCACAAUGCAGUUAUUCUUUGGGGUGACACGGAAUUAGAACGGGUGUCCCUUCACACGAACCUGGAUCGACUGAAGAAUUUAUUGCAGAGUUUACCAGAGGACAAACCGAGAGUUCAACAGAUAAGAAUCCUAGGGGAAAAGGUGAUUCCAGGAACCCUGGAAUCUGGUCAGAUUAACAUUCGUUCGCAGAUAGACUCCUCGCAGCAAGAAUGGGAAAGUUUGGUCACUGCUGUCAAGUCUACUAUAGAGGGUCUAGAAAACAAGCUUCAACAGUGGAACGAGUUCGAAACAUCGAAAGAACGAUGCCUCGCCUGGAUGAGAGAAACUGAUACCAAACUCCACGCGGUCGACUUGAAGGCUACCUUGCAAGAGAAGAAGGACCAAUUGGAGCUUCUGCGCACACUCCAAGGACAGGUUCGCGCGAAAGAACUAGAAAUAGAUGCUGUCUCCGAGAAAGCUCAACAACUUCACAAGAAUAUCACGUCUCGUACCACACAUAUGUCAGAGUUAAGCAUCAAGUAUCAACAGAUAUCGAACAAAGUGAAGGAUCUGAACAGUCGUUGGCACCAAUACGUGACCACUCAUCAAGAAUUCGACAAUCAAGUGGCAGAGUGCACCAGAUGGUUGGAUGACAUUAGGAAGAAGCUAGCUUACUGCUCUGACCUGGGUGCAUCCUCUCAGAAAGAUUUAGAGAACAAGAUGGAGGUAAUUCAGGAUCUAUUGUUGUACAAGGAAGAUGGAUUCGCCAAGGUUCAAGGGAUCGUAGAACUAGCUCAAGCUGUCUUAGCAAACACAGCACCAACUGGACACAAGGCUAUCAACGAUGCUGUUGGAAAAUUACAGGAACAAUGGAGCGCACUAGCCUCGAAGAUGUUGGAGACCAAGACCAACUUAGAUGAUUCUAUCAAUAAGUGGGCUGGUCUUCUAGAACAGAUACAAUCGAUGAAUAAAACUGUUGAUUAUAUGCAGUCUGCUUUGAACGAAUUCUUGCCGUUCCAAACGACAAUGUCUGAAAAGAGGUGUCAGUUGGAACGUAUCAAGGCCUUGGAAGAGAAAGUUCGAUGCGAGAAUAUCGAGGUGGAUAGUCUGAAGAUCAAGGUGGCUGAAAUGAUCGCCAGUGGUCCUCAAGGUCUAGCUGCGUCCCAGGCACAGAGCAUCUUGAACAGAUUCGACACGUUGUUCGAGAAGAUUAAAUCGCUGUUAACCGAGCGAGAAGAACAAUAUAAGGAUCACAGAUUGUACAAAGAAGCGCACGACGAUAUUAUCAAUUGGUUGAGUCGAGCUCGUGAAAAGAUUCCAUCGAUGAAACAGAGGCCAUUAAGCGAUAAAUUGGCUAUUGAAAAUGCUGUGGCUCCAUUGGAGAGUUUGUUGAAUAAGAAGGCUCAGGGUGAACUCUUGGUGGAACAUCUUCAGCAUACUGGCAAGGUCGUCUGCGCGAGUACGAGUCCUCAGGGUCAGGAGAUUAUAAUGAACGAGGUGAAAGCUUUAACUCAGAGUUUCGAAGAGCUUUUCAGAGAAAUUAAGCAACAAAAGGAUCAAUUGGAACAAACCGUGAGUCAAUGGAGAGACUACAAGGACGAAUACGAGCGAAUAAGCGAUUGGUUACAGCAGUUCGACAUCCUGAUAAAGGCGCAGAAGAAUUCUCUCUUGUCAAACGUAGCAGGGAAAAAGAAACAAGUACAAGAAGUAAAGGAAAUACUGGAAAACCUAUUAAAGAGACAAGAACAAAUCGAUAAAUUCAACAAGACUGCAUCCAGUCUUCUAUCGUCUAACCUGGACACCUACAUAAACAACCAACUUCGUCACUUAAACUCGCGCUAUCAGGUUCAAGUGAAUCUCGCCAAAGACGUUCUGAACAAAGUGGAAACUAACUUGGCUCAGCACGAAGAAUACGUAGCUAAUUUGGCCAAGACUUGUGCCUGGAUCGAAAACGCGAAGCAAAUCAUUCGCAAAGGGACCGAGGCAGCGUCCACUAGCAGUCGAGAAGAGCUACAGAACAGAUUAGACAACAUUCAAGAAUUAUUAAGGAAACGCGAGGAAGGACAAAACUUGGUGCAUCUGACAGUAAACUGUGGAGAGAAAGUAAUGAGAAAUACUCGAUCAGAUGGUCGCGAAGAGAUAAACAUUCAAUUAAAGGAGAUUCAAAAUGCGUGGGAGAGACUAGUGAAGAAGAUUUCGACGACCAAAGUGCAUUUAGAGACGAGUCUGCUUCAAUGGGCGGAUUAUAGUUCGUCGUAUUUGCAAUUGCAACAAUGGAUCAACGACAGGGAAGCUAAAUUGCAACAAGUCUGUGAACAAAAGGUGUCGAAAGCUAGAAAAGGUCUGGCUGGCUUGAGUUCCUUGGCUAUUGGAGAAAGGAAGGCGAAUCUUAGACAGACGAACAGUAUAGUUCAGGAUAUAGUGGCGUUCGAGCCGAUGAUUCAAUCGGUUACCACGAAGGCCGAGGAUCUUCGACAGGCCACACCAGCCACGGAAAUUUCAAUAAAAUACGAAACUUUGAGCAAACAGGCGCAGGAGUUGUACGCGAAACAAAAGGAAACCGUGGAACAACAUCAGGCGUUUAUCGACAGUGGAAACGAAUUUAUUCAGUGGAUAAGAGCGGCUAAGGAGAGACUUGGAAAAUGUUCAGAACCUACUGGGGAUAAGGAAUCGUUGGCGAAUAAGAUUACACAGUUGAAAGUACUGCAAAGCGAGCUGCCAGAGGGCCAGAAGAAAUUGCAACAUGCUUUGGAACAAGGGAACGCGGCGUGUCAGAUCGCCGACGAGGAGGACAAGGAGAUCAUCGAGGAGGAAGUUGCGAUGCUGCAGGAAGAGUACGACAGCUACGUAGACUCGUUGAACAACACGAAGAGUUUACUGGAAGUAGGAAUAGUGAAAUGGACGGAGUACGAGGACCAAUUUUCAGAAGCUACCGAAUGGCUCACGCAGACCGAGCAACUGGUGCAAUCGUUCAACAAACUUCAAGAUAGUUUGGAAGAAAAGAAGAACGUUCUUGAACAAUUCCAGGUCCAUUUGCAGACGUUGUUCGACUGGCAAAGAGAACUUGAUCGACUGAACAUGAAGGCUCAGAUGUUAUUGGAAACUUGCGCGGACACCAGAAUCUCGAACGCUAUCACCCAAUUGACGACCAAGUAUAACGCGCUUCUAUCUUUGGCUAAAGAAAUAAUGAGACGCCUGGAAUUACAUUAUCAGGAACAUCAGCAGCACAAUACGCUGUACCAAGAAUGUCAAGAUUGGAUCGAACGAACUCGUGACAAACUGAGUGAAUGUAAGGAGAUUCCAAGCACCUUAACCGAGGUGAACAAUAAGCUGCAUACUUGCAAGGCCAUCAGACAAACCUUGGAACAAGGCCAGAACAAGCUGCGUUAUGCUCUCGAACUAAAGGAGAAGGUGAUUAUGAACACAGAGCAAAAUGGCGCGGCAAAGAUUCAAGAAGACACAGAAAACCUCAAGACAGAAUUCGAGAAAUUGUUAGUCAACGUGGAAGACAUAAGACAGAAACUUGCCGCAAGAGCAAGCGCGUUGGAAGAAUUGAACAAAAUUCAUCGACUCACCACGGAUUGGAUCGAUGAGAUCGAGGGCAAGAUUCAGCCGGGUGAAAUGUACAAGAACGAUCUCAGUGAAAAACGAGCGGUGUUGGAAAAGUAUAAGACGGUUCAGAGGGAUAUUCAAGGCCAUGGUGAAACCGUAGAUCGAUUGAAGGCUCGUUUGGCUGAAGAUUCUAGCAUACCCGUUGGCCCUUAUCAAUCUACCAUCGCAAAGUACGACGAAUUGACCAAGCUGAUCGCUGAAAAAAUUCGAAAUUUAGAAGAGCAGGUGAACGAUCACGAGAAGCUGCAACAAGCUCACAACGAAGCCGCGGAUUGGGUUCGUCACACGAAACUGGAACUUCAGCAAAACUGCGACACCCACGGCGAAAAGGAGCGGAUCAUCGAACGGGAGAACAAAGUGAAUCAGAUCAUCGCUUCCCUUCCCAAGGGAGAAAACUUGAUCUCGAAAGUGAUUCAAUUGAGCGAUGGAGUGAUCGCCAGCACAGGUCCCGAAGGUCAAGAAGCUAUCAAACAGGACGUGAAACAGCUGCAAGCAAAUUGGAAAUCUUUGCAAGCGCAGUGUCACGAGUCCCAGAAGACUUUGUCCAACUGUAUUUCCAGCUGGUCUCAAUUUACAACCGCGUUGGACAGCAUGAAACGAUGGAUAGAUCAUUUCCAGAAGAAGGUGAACGACGAGCAAUCGAAAGAGAACAAAACCCCGGAGGAUUUAAUUCGGUGCAAAAGUCUCGUGGAAGAAGCCGUUCAACAGAAGCCUGUUUUGGAAGAUUUGAACGACAAGUGCGAAGCUUUGUUGGAAAUGAGCGCUUGUAGUUGGGCUCGUGACAAGACCGUGCAAUUGCAGUCGGCUUACACGUCUUUGUUGACGGAUAUGCAAGGACUGGUUUCCAGGGUGGAGAAGAAUUUAUCCGAUCACACCGAGUUCUUGAAGGCGAAGAAGGAAAUGGAAGACUGGCUGCGUAUUGCUCGAGGAUCCGUGCAGGAUUGCAUGGGUGUUGGGGAUGCUGAGUGGGCCAAGGAUAAAUUGGAAACCAUUAAGAUCGUCGCAACAAGAAUCACGGAGGGUCAACAUCUACUUUCAACAUUACAAAACGCGUACGCGAAAGCCAUAGACACAGCAGUGCCAGAGCAACAAGACCAACUGAGAUCAGACAUGGCGGGACUUCUUUCCAGCUGGGAGCAACUGAGCAUCGAUUUGAACACGGUUCAAGCUCAGCUCAAGUCUCUGUUACACCGUUGGGAUGAUCACACGGAAGCUCACGGGAAGAUGAAACGUUGGUUGGAAGAGACCGAGAACAGUAUGCAGGAGCUUCCAGACACAAAGGGAGAAUUCGGUGACAUGAAAACGAUGCUGGAACGUUACAAGCACAUCCAAGAGGAAGUUCGCGGCAAGAAAACCGAAUUAGAUCAUCUGUUGGAAGAAGCUGACGAACUGUCCAAACUGGCGAAGAAGAGCACGCCUCUGGAUCGUACGAGAGAAUUGUCGAAACGUUGGCAGAAUCUGAGUGAGAACGUCGAUGAAAGAAAGAGAUUGAUCGAAAAUGAAAUUGAGGAAUACAACGCUUAUCAUGCAGCCUUGCAAGAGACUGAGAAAUGGCUGUUGCAAAUUUCUUUCCAACUAAUGGCCCACAAUUCACUGUACAUCACGAACAAAGAGCAAACGGUAUCGCAAAUUAAACAGCACGAAACUCUGCUUGCAGAAAUCGAAAAUUACACGAGUGUGCUGGACGAUUUGAAAUUGAAAGGAAAUGGACAGAUCGAUCGAUACGUGGCUGCCAAUCCUGAGAUAAAAACAGUCAUCGAAACGCAACUUCAAAAUGUUCAAGAGAGCUACAAUUCUCUAUUGAAUACCGCGUUGCAGAUUAAGAAACGAUUGGCGGAAUCGUUGGUCAAAUUCCAGGAAUAUGAGAACACUUUGGAGAGUAUCAUGAAGAAUCUGGAUGCGUAUGAGCCGGAAAUAGCGCAAGAGAUGGAGGCACCUUUGGAUACUCUCGAUAUUGCGAAGCAGAGAUUCGAAAAUGCUCGCACGUUGCAUAAUAAGUUACAAGGCGAGAAAACGAGGCUUGCUCUGGCUGUCGAAGCUUGCGAAGCUGCGGUGGCUUGCGUCUCGAGACCCGGAAGUCCUCUGGAUGCGCCACCUGUGCAGAUUCCGCCGAGAGAAGUAGAAGUUAGGAACAAACUGGAGGAACUGAUCGAUCAGGCUCAGGGACAUUUGAUGAACGUGACGAAAGCUCUGAACGAACUGGAAGAACAAACUCGUCAGAAGAACGUGCUUCGAUCUUGGAUAAACCAACAAAGAGCUCUGUGCGCCGAAUGGAAGUCUCGGCCAGCGAAAUUAAGAUCCGAAGCUGCGCACGCCGAGUUACAAGCAAUGAACGACUUACUUGGAAACGUUGGCGAACGUCGAACUCACGCGUUAACUGAACUAUCGCUCAACGAAGACGAUCAGGACAUCGAGGAAGGAUUGAACAAACUGGAAGCAGAGUUGACGGAUGCUAUCGCCGGAAAACAAGCUGCUCAGGAUCUGAUUCAAAAGUAUAGAACACAGGUGCAGAGUAUUCAAGCCUGGUUGGAUGUCCUGUCGAAGAAAGUUGACGUUAUCGAGAAAGGAAAUGGGCAAACUAUCGGCCAAAAGAUCGCUAGCGUGAAAGAGAUCACAACGGAGUUCGAGUCUCAGGGACCUGGAAAGUUGAACGAGGUGAAGACGUUGAGCGAUCAAGUGAUGGAUUCUGUGAGCAACUUGGAUUCACAGCAGAUAGAAGAACAAAUUAAGUCUGUCGAAAGAAGAUACGCUGAUAUAGCGAAGAAGCUGCAGAGGAAAGCGCAGGUAUUGGACAUGACUGCUCAAGGGAUCGAGGCAACUAGGCAGGAGAUCGAGGAGAAUCGUGAUUGGAUUGAGCAAAGGAAACAGCAAGCCCAGGUCUCUGAUCCAGUUGGAUUUGACAGCAAGCAGGUGGAGGAGAAGCUUCUUGCUCUGAAGGCGAUGCUGAAGGAAGCAGAAGGAAAGCAAAUGGUGAUCGAUACCCUGGAGAAACGAGUCGGUAACAUGCAGAACGAAUUAGAGGCCAAUGAACAGCAACAAUUGGAAAAUGAAACGAAAGCUUUGCGUGGCGAACAAUCUCAGCUUUGUACGAUCUUAACUGAAGGAAUUUCCAGUGCAACGGCUGCAGCCGACGCUCGACGCAAGUUCGAAGGUGAUCUGGAACGAACACGGGCUUGGAUCAAGUCGAAGAGCAAUAACUUGAAGAAGCUGAGUGGGUACCUGCCUUUGAAGGCGUCGAAAGUCGAACAGGAUAUCAUUCAGCACGGAGAAUUGGAAGCUGACAUCGAUUCCUUCAGUGAAAAGGACCUGAAUGAUAUUUUGAAGCAGGGGCACAAUCUGUUGAAGGAAUGCAACGAGGAGGAUCGCGCGAAAUUAGGAAAAAUCUUGGACGAAAUGAGCAAGGAUUACGAAGAGCUGAAGAGCGAAGCGCAAGAGAAGCAGGCAGCACUCGCGGAUCUUCUUCAAGGACGAAAGGCCUUCGAAAAUGAAAUAGACAAGUGUAAGAGAUGGAUCAACGAAGCUGAAGUGGCCACAUCUUCGGAUCUGAGGUCUUCUAGCAUCGAUAUUUUAAGGGAACAGCUGGCUAAGUACGAUCGUCUAAAGAAAGAGGCAAAGGAGUACGCGGACGACAUCGAGAAGCUAAUACAGCAAGGAAAAUCGAUUCUACCAACCGUGAGCGACGCUGACAAACUCGAGCUAAACGAGCAGUUGCAAAACAUGAAAGAGGCUCACGGUAGAGUAGCUGGUAUCAUAAACGAAAGAGCUCUGGCUCUUCAAAAGAGCAUCGACGAAGCUGAAGAAUCAUUGGCAAGGAUUGCCGAAGCGGUUCAAUACAUGACAGACGUGCAGAAAGAGCUUCACGAGCUUAAUAAACCGAUCGGUUCCCGCGUCGAAGACGUGGAAGUUAUGCUGAAUGCGUACGAAAAGAUCUUAAACGACUUAAAAGCAAACAAGGCGAAGCUAUCUGAUCUCCAAUCGGUCAAUGUAUCUGAUCUUCACGGGGUAUUGACUCAACAGGACGACCUCAUAAAGGCUAUAGAAUCGCAAAUUGCGAAACUUCGCCAGUUACUUCUGUUACGACAGCAGUUCAUCGCUCUGAUCACUGAUAUUACCACGUUCAUUGCUAAGUACACGGAGAUCGUUCGAGACAUCGAGAACUCAGGUCAGACCACGGAAGAAAAGAUCAAGAGAUACGACGAUGCCAUUCUAAAGAUCCAAGAAUGCGAGGCGACCCUGGCAAGUGCAACGGACAAGGGUCAGCAAAUCGCAGCAGAAGGUUCGACUGCAGAUAGAAACAACAUAACGGAACAAUUACAAUCGUUGAAGCAACAACUGCAAGGUCUAAGAAGAGCCGUGGAAACCCAGAGGGAGCAACACGAAUUAGCUGCGGCGGAACACAAGAGACUUGCGAACGAAUUGGCCGAAAUUCUCGAUUGGUUGGAAGAUAAAGAGAAAGAAGUGAAAUCUAGGCCUCUUCUGGAGAGAGAUCCAACAAGCGUGGAAGCCGAACUGAAGAAUCACAACGUAUUAUGCGAGGCUGUCAAUGAACAUCUGGACAGAAUCAGAAACUUGAAAAACUCUGUGCCUCACGAGGAAGGAAUGCCUGGUUCGUUGAAAGAAAUGCUCAGCGAAGCAGUGUCUCUGUUGACCUCCUUGCCAAGAGAAAUGGAGGAACGUGGAAAUUAUUUGAAGACUAACAUGAAACUUAGACAAGAGUACGCUGCUCUUACUGAGAAACUUCGAAGUUGGGUUCGCGAAGCAGAGGUUAGACUGGAAAGCGACAAAGAUGGACUCGAUUUUGAGAAUAUCCUGAGCGAUCUCGAGGAGCACAAGAUUUACUUCAGUAGCGAGCCAACGAUUCGCGAGCUGGUGUCUCAGCAAAUACAACAGGCAGGUGACAAAAUUUGGCCAUCGUUGACUACGUCCGAGCAAGAAGAAUUGAGCGCGGAACAACAGCAGCACACUCAAUUACUGAAGAACACGCUGAACACCGCAAAAUCUCAACGUGCCAGAUUGGAACAAGGAGCUGAAACUUGGAGAGACUACACGCAAACCCUCGAGCGAGUUCGAGCUGUGAUCGCGAGGAGUAGAUUCACUGACGAGCCUGUCACGACUCUGGCUGGAUUGCAAUUUAACAUCCAGAAGAUCACGCACGCGCUCAAUGAUAUACAGAAUCAACAGUUCGAAUUGGACCUUUUGAACGAGCGCAGUCAAGAAGUGCUUCGAUUGGCUGAUGCUAAUAACAGAAAGACGAUAGAAACACAAAUCGCUGAAAUCAGUACGGAAUGGAAAGAAUUGGUUUCCGGGUUAGAAGGUCGCAGAGACGCUCUCGAGGCGCUCUCCAAACAUUGGGAAGAUCUUGAGGCGCAAUGGUCUGUCAUUGAAGCUCGUGUAAAUGUCAUUGAAGAGAAGAGCAAACUUUUGGAUACCGUAGUUCGGUCUAAACAACACUUGCAAGACGUUAUCAAGGCUUUACAUGAGCUGGUAGCGGAAGCGGAGAAAUUGAAACCGAUGGCAGAGGAAGUGAAAGAUCUAUCAGGACCUGUUCUAGCGUAUCUGGCAGCCUUCACAGAGGCACCAGCCCACGCGCUCGAGAAAAAGCUGAAUAAGUUGCAGAAUUCCGUCGAAUCGCUCAUCGACUCCCUGCAGACGAAAUCCAAGAAGGCGGACGAGGACUUGGAGGCGUUCGAAGGCACCGAACGUGAGAUCGAGCAGCUGAGGAAGCGUUUGAACGAGGCGCGAGAACGCGCCUCGAACUUUUACGUCUUCGGUCCGGAUCAGGACGCGACCGAGGAGGAGCUUGACGAGCUACGCUGGGCUGUCGAGCAGCUCCUCGACAGCACGAAAAAGUUCUCAGGAAGCACUAAGGCGCGGUACCAAGCUAGCCAGCAGCUGGUCCCUAGUGAUCUUGCUCAACACCUGACAGCCCUUGAACUUUGCGCUGAAGCGACGGCGCAAGCGAUGGAGGAGAAACAGAGGGAACAGAAACGGGCUAGAACCGUCAGAUCGGAUUACUUGACCGAUCUCGACGAGGUUCAAACGUGGAUCAGACAAGCUGAAUUGAAGGUGCAAGACAGAUCCAUCGAGCCUGCCCCUCUAAAGGAACAAUUGAAACAGGUGCAAGACGAGUUGGGCACGAUCACCGACAAGCUCGAACGAUUAACGAGAAACGGCCGUACCAUUGCGGAGAAUACGAGGGACGAUACUGAGAAACAGUUGAUCGACAGCACCGUUCACAAUGUCACUGAACAGUUGAACCAAGUUAGGAACUGGCUGGACGAGAGGAAGCAAGUGGUAGCUGAUACCAUCGACGCUUGGCAGAGAUUUUUGACGUUGUACGAGGCCGUUAAGGCAUGGACUGAGGAAAAGAGACAGUUCCUAGUUGAGCCAUUAAAGCUCAGCACCCUUGUGCAGGCUAGGCAGAGGCUGCACGAGUAUUCGACAGCCGUAAAAAGCUGCAAACAGAUCAACAAGAAUCUCAGUGAUAUGGGUAAGGAGCUCGAGAGUAUCGGUCAGGUCUGCAGCGUGGGCGACUUGCCCGAGAAACUACUCGAAGCUGAAGAAGCUAAAGUCCAAGUAGAGGGUCAACUGUUGGAAAGGAACGCGCUGCUGCAAGAAACUAGCGAAGAAUGGGAGCAGUGCGAGCGAAAGAUGAAGGAAGUGAGAACGUGGAUCGAGAAAGCGAAACAGAGUCUCGAGUCGCCGCAGAACAAAAAGAAACCAUUACGAGAUCAACAUAGUAUAAGGGAAAAAAUGCUGAGCGAUAUCGCGAUACAGAAAACGAAAAUUGGUAUGUCGAUGGAGAAACUUCAGGUUCACUUCCGAUCUGGGAUUGGUGGCGAUAGUCGAAUCGGCGAAACGGUUGACGAGCUGUUGGCCGAGCUAGACAAUCUUAAUACCAAUGUGAGAGAACAGACUACGGCAUUAGAGGCUUGUCUAGCUCAGAUUGAUCAAUAUCAACAGGAGAUACAACAGUUGAGGCAACAGAUUAUGCAGGUGGAGCAGCAACUGAGGACAAUACUGAGCCCGACGUACCUGUCCGCCGAUAAGGAGAAGGCGUUACAGGAGCAACAGCAGAGCCUGCAGCAAAGGAUGGACGAUUGGAAGCAACGCGUGAAGAUAGUGCUGGAUCAAAUAUACGCCGUGGACCCGUACUAUGUACAGAGCAACGAGACAAGGGUCGUCAAUCAGAUCUCGUACGCGGACAUCGCCGCAGGUCGGACAAGUCCGAGCUCCAGGGGUUCUAGCCCCUUUAGAAAUCCCCGAGACGAGGUUUCUUCGGUCCCCCUUUCGAUUCAAGUGCUCAAACCUACCGUGCAACUGUCAAGAACAGUGGAAGCCCAGAAGCAACCUGUUAUCGAACCAAUUGGCGACAAUACUCCACCAAAUGCUGCAAUAGCGGAGACGAAGAUGAAAGAAGAACAGACAAGACCCGAAGAGCAGAGCGAACAGAAGGAGCCUGAAGUAAGAACCGAGGUUAGAAGGCGCGUCUCUAAAGUAGAUUCAGUGGACUCUAGAUUGAGAAAUCAGUCGAGAAGAUCUGGUUCCGUGCGAAAGGACGUUCGGGGACCUAUCAGGGAAUCUCCUGAAAGAAAUUCGUCCGUGGAGGCUGACAAUGAAAUUUCUGGAUCAGACACUUCUAGAUCGGUAGUGGAACAGAGGAAGGAACCGUUUAUACUUAAGAACACACUGGCCCCUAAGGUGGAGAGAAGAGGAAGGUCUGCCAGUCCCAUUUGGAUGCCUGGAUCAACUUCCUACGCGGAUAUUCUUCGUGGAAACAGACAGAAUUCUCGCAGCCCUUCGGUGGAGACUAGCAAAGAUGCUCACGUAGUUGGUAGAGAAGUCGGAGAGACUGUGGUCGAGGAAUCUUCUGUAGAAACUGUUCAGACGGAGAAGAUGGAAUUUGAGGUGCCCAAGGUCGAAGUAAAGGAAGGGGCAACAGCUGAAAAUGCUUUUAUGGAAGAACCAAGCGAAGACGUAGCAGUGGAGAGCUAUCAACAGCAGCCUGCAGAGGUCGUGCACGAAGUUGUACCUGAAGUCGAGUCUCCUGUGAAAACUUCUGAGGAACCGAGCGAAACUCAAACCAGUUGGACGGACGAAAACAUUGACGAGUACGUUUUAUUGAAUGAGAAAGGUUACGAAAAUGUUACAAGACCGCCAGUUGCAACUCAACAAGUUCCAGAGGUCUACAACUAUAUUCAUCCGGCUAUUCCUGAAUUGGUUGGUUUCAUCGGGUCUCAGAUCGCCUAUCCAGUAAGUUCCUACGUCUACAUGCCAGCCGCACCGCCUCAGCAAAUGGCUCUUCCUCAUUACACCGAAAGUCAGAUAGCCUUUCCGUCGGAGCCGUACGUGGCACAGGCUAGCUACAUCCCUGAACCAGAUAUUUAUCAGCAAAAUCAGUUGCAGAAGCAUCAACAAAGGCAUCCGCAUCAAACUAAAUUCAAGAUCCCUCCAAAGACUACUCCUGUAGUUGUGCAGAACGUUGAAGAGAAGUGUUUACCUUCGAGAGCUCAACAACCUGUGGAUGUUGAGCCUGUCGUUCAGUCAAAUGUUCAAGCUGCUGUUCAACCUGCUGUUCAAGCGGAAGAAGUUUCCGAACCAGAAAAACCAGUAGAACCAGAACAGUCUAUGCAGCAGACUAUCGAGCAACCUGUACAACAAGUUUCUACGCCAGUUGCAGAAAGUACACCCGUUAAAACGAAAAGUACUGCCUCAAGCGAGAGCAAGACAUUCUCGUACGCCCAAAUUUUAUCACAGGGUCUCAGUUCUAAACCGACAUCGACUACAAGUAGUCAAUCAUCAACAACGACGACUUCAAUCUCGAAACAGGCGAAAGAGCGUUCACGCUCGCCAGUAAACUCUGCGACAUCAUCUGUGCACGAGUCGAGUCCUCCUCAGGAAGCUAGACAGACUCGGGAAUCGACCGUAAGCAAGCCAGGAAGUACGUGGGAUAUAUCGAGGAGAAGGGAGACGAGAAAGACUCACCAGGAGUCGCCAAAGACGAAGAUUCCUGAGAAGAGAGCUCGCAGAGGACCAGAGCAACCGAAGGCUUCAGAAGUAUUUCAGAAACCCCAGAAGGAGAAAUUCAGGACCAAUACGGAACUACAGAAACAGGUAUUCGAAUUCAAAGAUGAGAUUACUGUGGAAGAUUUGACGGCUUCUCCGAAGGUAACUCCGAAGAGUGUCAAGGUUGAGAUUAGAAAGGAACAGGUGGACGAUGUUAAACCAGAAAAGAGAAUAGAUGCUGAAGAAACGAAAAAGAUGGAAGAUCACAAGCAGGAUGAAAAGGAUGUUCAGGAGGAGAAGGAGGUUGAUGUUCAACAGAGGAGCAGAUCUCAGGAGAAGAAACGAAAGACGAAGAAGAAGAAGCCGGAGAAGGUGGAUGACGAGAUAGAGAAGGCCCUGAAGGAGAUCGAGGAUAUGGAUAAGCAUAAAAAGAGGGAUAAGUCGAGGGAACAGACUAAGAAAGAUACGGUUCAAGCUACGGUGGAAAAACCCAAAGAGGAAAGUGAAAAGAAGAAUGUGAAAUCUAAUGAGAGGAAGAAACAGGGUAAAUCGAAGAUGGAGAAGAUUAAAGAUGAAUCGGAGACUGCAGUAAGUCAGUCUAACGCGAAGGAACAGGUUAAAUCGAAGGACGAUGCGAAAGAGAACAAAGAGGAGAAAGAUUCCGGGAAAAGGACCGCUAAGGAUGACGUUAAAGCUUCUGAAGAGAAGGCAACGAAGGUUGAAAGUCGAAAGAACGAACCUGAGAAGAGAUCUGAAGUGAAGAUCGAUUCAAGUGAAACGAAGAAAGUGGAUGCGAAGGAAGAGAAACCGUGGAAAAAGAAGCAAAAGGGUAAGGAACAAGCUGGUGCAGCGAAGGACAAAUCUAAUAAAGAUACCAAACCCACAAAGGUUGACGUAGGGUCGGAGCAAAUUAAGAAGACAAUUGAUGAAGAUAAAGUAGAAACUCCGAAACAGAAACACGUAAAACCAGAUUCAGUUGAAAGUGUUGACAAUUUGGAGCAGAUAAAGAAAGAAGACACAAAGGCUACGAAGCCUGUAAAAUCAGAUAAAACGCCUGAAACUAAAGUUGAAUCUAGGAACAAAGUGCAAAGCGAGCCUAAAGAGAAAGAGCCAAUGAAAGAACAGGAGAAGUCGAAAAAGAAUAAGAAACAGAAACAAGGCAACGACCAGGAGACUUCUAAAGUCCAGACACCGAAGAAACAGAGCCAACAGAAAGAAGACAAGAAAGUAGAACAGUCGAAACAAAAGAAAUCUGAAGAGAAAUCAGAAGUAACAAAAGAUGUGAAAUUGGAUGAAAGGGAAGAAGUUGAAGCAGAAGUUAAUGUAAAAACUCCAAAAGACGAUAAAGAUAAGAAACCGGCUGAGAAAGAGAAAGGGAAGGAGGAUGAUACAAAAGAACAGAAGAAGGAGGAUACUGUAUCGGAAGUAGAACCGAUGGCAGAUAUUAAAGAAGAACAGAAAACGGUAAUUAGCGCGUUGAUUCGCGUAAUAGAAUCUACGAUGGAGAUUAGAGAAAGUGAUGAGCCGAAACCAGAAACAGUGGUGCAGGAAAAUAUAGACGAAAAAUCAACGAAUAAACGAGAGAAAAAACAGAAUAAAUCUGGUGAAGAACAAAUGGUUGAGAGAAAGGAUUCGAAGAAAGAAUCGAAGCCAGAUUCUGCACAAAAGGAGGAACCGAAAAAGGUAGUUGAAUUAGAGAAACAGACGAAAUCGAAGGGAAAGAAAUCGAAGAAAGAACCCGAUGUUAGUCAGAAGCCUGCGCCUGAAGCGAUAAAGAUGACUGAAAAAGAAGAAAAGAAGAUCAUCGAUAAGCAAGUUAUCGAAGAGAAAUCAAUUAAAGAGGAAGAAAUUGUCACGGAACAAUCGAAAAAGGAAUUAAAAACUGAACCUGUCACGCCAAGUAAAGGACAGUCUGACAAGAAAAGACGAAAGAAGUCUAAGUCACCGACAAAAGCAAAGAAAGAAGAAGAUUCAAAGUCUGCGUUGCCUGUGGAAGAAAGGGAGAAACCUAAAGAAAAUGAAGUAGUAGAAGCGGCUAAAUUAGAAGGAAAGAAUGGUAAAAUCGAUAACGAUGGCAAACUGACAUCUAUAGAAGAAACGAGAAUUACAGGAGUUGAAGAAAAAAUUACUGCGAUCCAAACGGAAAAUCAGAAGGAAGAAAAUAUUGUUAGCGUAACAGAGAAGAGUGAAACACAACCUAAUAUCGAAAAGAGUAUUACGGGAGAAAAAUCUACAGAAUGCGUCGAAAUAUUUAUAGACAAAAAGACGGAAGAAACUGUAAAGAAACCAGAAGAACCUGAGAAAGUUGAAACUAGUGACGUGAAAAAGAAAGAAGGAAUUCUACUGCCUGAAGUACCGAAAACCGAUAGACCCGAAAUCCAAGAAGUUCCAGGAACACCAUCAAAGUCCAAGAAAGGGAAAUCAAAGGAAAAAGCAGUCACCGAAAAUAUCGCACCCAUUUCCGCGGUCGAGCCCAAAGAAGAACCCAAAUCCGGUCAACCAAGCACACCGAAGUCUGACAAGAGAAAGAAGAAGAAACAGGAGAGUAAAGACAAAAUCGUGGUCGAACUUCCACAACUAGAACAAACGAUAAUCACUGAGAAACCUAGCACAGACACGAAACCAAUCGAAGAAUCUGAAAAAUUAACGGAAACACCAUCAUUAAAACUCGUAACCCCACUGACAGAGUCUCGGAAUAAAAAGCAAGGCAAUGUUAAAAAUCCAAUUGAAAUGGAGAAAAUUUCAGUGACAAAGUCUGACGAUUCAGAAUCUCGCUCGCAAGAACUGAUUGAAAAUCCAAGUACAGAAGAAGAUUCUCUUCUUUCAAAGAACGAGAAAACUGCAAACGUUUCAGCCACUGUUUCACCAACCACAGAAUCAUCUUCAUUAGAGAAAUUGUCGUUGGUCGAGAAAACGGUUACCACGGUGACCAGCAACGUGCCUAAACCUGUCGAAGCGAAGCCAUCGGUCGAAAAAGUCGUAGAGAACUUAGAAAGUAUUCCCUCAUCCAAGGUCGUAGGCUCCAAACCCACCGAAUUAAUCACCCUGCGUCCUGAAACAGUAGAGAGUAGCCUAACAACCACCGAAUAUGCUAGGGUAUCGGAUGAUUCAGCUGUUGGUAUCCCCUGGAAAGCGUUAGAUACGUUAGCAGACGUUGACAAAUCAAUUUCCGAUUACACGGUAUAUCUUGAUGAUCUUGUUAAAGACGAUCAGCCGAUUCUGUUCGGUAGCGUUCAGGAUAGGAGGAGAGGUCGUUCUGGAACUCCGAAAUCUGUAGGAAGCGCGAGAGACGAGAGGGAGUUGGAUAAUUUCGAGAAAGAACAGGACGCGAAGGUUUUGCAGGAUAAAUCUAAGCACGAAGUUGAGGGUAAGAAGGAUAGGACGAGGGUUAAGGAGGAAGUUAAGAUUAUCGGAGAAGCUGCAAGUGUAGAAUCGAAAGAUUCAGGUGAGUUAGUGGUAGAGAGUGAAGGUGAAAUUGUGCAAGAGAAAGGAAGGAUGGGUACGGGACCGGAAGGGUCUCCUUCUGAUGUUGAACAGGGACAGGGAAAAGGAACGGGCAUGAUGUCGUUAGAAUUGGAAUUAAACACUCGUGAAGUAAGUAUUCUUCCUACUCAUGUAAGAGAUAUGACACCUGGUACAGGAUAUAUUCCCGAACCUGUAACUGUUGACGUUCCUAAGCUUGAAACGGAAAAUAUUGAGGAUAAAACAAGUGCGAUUGAAAAGAAGGUAGGAGACGUUGAGGAACGUAAAGUUGAUGAUUCUAAACCUAGAACGGAAGAAGUUACAGAAAAAGCAGUUCUACUUGAAGAGAAGAUAGUAGACUCUAAAAAACAAGACGUCCCUAUUAAAGAUGAAGAUUCUAAACCUGAAAAGAAAAAGAUUGAAGAUAAACCAAGCCAGAUUAAAACACAAGUUGCAGACUCUAAGAAACAAGUAGAAAUUUCUGUUAAAGGCGAAGAUUCUAAACCAGAAAAACAAAAGGUUGAAAAUAAACCAAGUCAGAUUAAAACACAAGUUGCAAAGUCUAAAAAACAAGCAGAAGUUUCUGUUAAAAGUGAAGAUUCUAAACCUGAAAAGCAAAAGGUUGAAGAUAAACCAAGCCAGAUUGAAACACAAGUUGCAGACUCUAAAAAGCAAGUAGAGGUUUCUGUUAAAGGCGAAGAUUCUAAACCAGAAAAACAAAAGGUUGAAAAUAAACCAAGUCAGAUUAAAACACAAGUUGCAAAGUCUAAAAAACAAGCAGAAGUUUCUGUUAAAGGUGAAGCUUCUAAGCCUGAAAAGCAAAAGGUUGAAGAUAAACCAAGCCAGAUUGAAACACAGGUUGCAGAAUCCAAAAAACAGGUCGAACUUUUCGUCAAAGAUGAAGAUUCUAAACCUGAAAGGCAAAAUAUUGAAGAUAAACCAAGCCAGGUUGAAACACAAGUUGCAGACUCUAAAAAACAAGUAGCAGUUUCUGUUAAAGGUGCAGAUUCUAAACCUGAAAAGAAAAAGGUUGAAGAUAAACCAAGUCAGAUUGAAACACAGGUUGCAGAAUCCAAAAAACAGGUCGAACUUUUCGUCAAAGAUGAAGAUUCUAAACCUGAAAGGCAAAAUAUUGAAGAUAAACCAAGCCAGGUUGAAACACAAGUUGCAGACUCUAAAAAACAAGUAGAAGUUUCUGUUAAAGGCGAAGAUUCUAAACCAGAAAAACAAAAGGUUGAAAAUAAACCAAGUCAGAUUAAAACACAAGUUGCAAAGUCUAAAAAACAAGCAGAAGUUUUUGUUAAAAGUGAAGAUUCUAAACCUGAAAAGCAAAAGGUUGAAGAUAAACCAAGCCAGAUUGAAACGCAGGUUGCAGACUCUAAAAAGCAAGUAGAAGUUUCUGUCAAAGACGAAGAUUCUAAAACUGAAAAGCAAAAGGUUGAAGAUAAACCAAGCCAGAUUAAGACGCAAGUUGCAGAGACUAAAAAGCAAGUAGAAGUUUCUGUUAAAGGUGAAGAUUCUAAACCUGAAAAACAGAAGAUUGAAGAUAAACCAAGCCAGAUUGAAACACAGGUUCAAGAGUCUAAAAAGCAACUAGAAAUUUCUGUUAAAGGUGAGGAUUCUAAACCUGAAAAACAGAAGAUUGAAAAUAAGCCAAGCCAGAUUGAAACACAGGUUCAAGAGUCUAAAAAGCAACUAGAAGUUUCUGUUAAAGGUAAAGAUUCUAAACCUGAAAAACAGAAGAUUGAAGAUAAACCAAGCCAGAUUGAAACACAGGUUCAAGAUUCUAAAAAGCAAGUAGAAGUUUCGGUUAAAGGUGAAGAUUCUAAAUCUGAAAAACAGAAUAUUGAAGAUAAACCAAGCCAGAUUGAAACACAGGUUCAAGAGUCUAGAAAGCAAGUAGAAGUUUCUGUUAAAGGUGAAGAUGCUAAACCUGAAAAGCAAAAGAUUGAAGAUGAAGCAAGUAAGAUUAAGACGCAGGUUGCAGAGUCUAUAAAACAAGUAGAAGUUCCUACCAAUGUUAAGGAGUCUAAACCUAUCACAAAAGAUAUUUACCCAUGUUACUUUACAGACUUGGUCAAACCCUACUGGUUCAAUUAUCGUCCUUACAUCGAGGCAGAGAUCAAUUUCCAUCGGUGUUUCAAAGUAGUAAAGGUAAUAGAAGAAAAUGUGCCUGCUUCUGCAACUCCAAGAUUGGAGAGUAUCGAAAGAAUUGCUCAAAAAUCGAUUAUGAAGGAGCCUAAGGAAGAAGAAGAGAAGUCAGAAGACACGGAGCAAUCUGAUGCUGAAAGCAGAAAACUUUCACUUAUCAAAGAAACUCUGAAAUAUCCUAUUAGCACAUUUUACAAAGUAGAAUCCGAAUGGGUAAUAUCUAAGCAGGCCAAAGAGAAAGAAGUUAUGGCAACUCCUUUGGAGGAAUCUAAUCUUACAAGCGUUGAAGUUGUGAAGGAAGCAAUGCAGAUUCAAGAAGAUAAAAAACAUUCCGAGGUAUUAGAUGCUCGAAACAUUUCAGAAAAAAUCAUUGACAAAGAGAAAACUAUCGCAGAAAUUACCACGGAGAUUAAAUCUACGGACAUGAUUUUGGAUCAGACGGCAGCUCUUAUCGAGGAUGUGAAUAAAGAGCUUGAUAUGAUGAAAAAAGAGAAGGAGCAGAGUACAACCGAGGUAAAAGUAGAAAAUAAAGAGGAAGGAAAAGAACCUGAGGUACGGAAGAAGGAGCAGCAAGUAUCUGAUAAAAAGCCGAAAGAGAAAUCAAAGAAAGAAAAGCAGCCGAAAGAUGAGAAGUCAAAGCCUAAGAAAGAAGAAAAGAAAGAAAUAACGUCACCGGUAAAAGAACCUGAAAUAGUCGAAAAGAACGAUAUUACGGAAUUAACCAAGGCUGUGGAACAACUUACUAUGAUUAUCCAUGAAGAAACUAAGGAAGCUUCAUUGGCAUUCAAACAGUCUGAAGAACUUGAGAAGGAAGAUAUUGCGAUUGUACAGGAGACAGAGUUGGCACAGACAACGGAACAACUUGUCACAAAAAUAGAUGAACCUUCGGCGGUUCAAAUUAUAGAUCGAAAAGAAGAAGAAAAGAUAGAAAAGAAUAUUACAGAAGAAGAACCAUUAAUCACGUUAGAACCAAAAAUUGAAGAACUAGUAAAACCUGCAAUCGAAUCUUCUGCAGUAGAGAAAGUAAAAGAAGAAACGAAAUUAGAAAAAGAUAAGAAGGAACAUGAAAAACAGAAUGAAAAGAAAGAAAUUGUUCCAGAACCUCAGAUCCUAAUUGAAGAGAAAAUUGAGAAGGAAAGUGAGAAGGUUGAAAAGCUUGUUUCUGGAAAGAAGAAAGUUUCUAAAGAAUCUAAAAAGAAAGAUGUUAAAGAGAUAACGAGAGAAGAAAAGUUAAGCUCUGAAGAAAAAGCCUUGCCGCAAGAAUCUAUCAGUGUCGUGACUGAAUCAACAGCAACUGAGAAAUCAAUGAAUGGCAAAGUACCAGAGAUAAAAGAUUCGAAUGCACCUGAAUCUCCAGUGAUGGAAAGCAAAAUUAAACCCUCGGAUAAGCCUAGGAAAGAAGAAGGAAGGACAAAAUCAGGAAAACAGAAACAGCCUAAAGAAAAGUCCGAUAUUAAAGCUACGUCUACCACAGAAAAAGAUGCAAAGAAACAAGAAGAACAGGAAAUUGCUUCACCAGAUUCGAAGAAGAAACGUGAUGGAAAAUCGAAAAAGGCAAAUGAAAUUCCAGCAGUGAUUCCUCAAGAAACACCGACUGAAGCUCCUUCGGAAGAAACUAAGAAAGAAGAAUCUCAAUCAGAAAUAAAAGAAAUAUCUAAGGAAGAAAUUCAACCGGUAUGCGCUAAAUCAUGGGCAUCCGUUGUUGGUAUGAAAGGAACUAGCGAUCUUCCUGCAGAAAAUGUACAAACUAUGAUAGUAGCUCCUCAAGAAUCGAUAACUGGAACACCAGAAUUAGGGAAAGUAGCACAGAUAGUAGAAACUGCGCCUGAAGAACCACAAAGUCCACAGACGCAGCAUAAGAAACAUCAAAAGAAGAAAGAUACGAAACAAGAAACUGAGAAGGAAAAUAUCAAGCCUGCUAUUCCUGAGAAAGUUGAAGAAUUAGAAUUAAAUAUGAAAGAUUCUAACAAAUCGUACGCUCAAGUAGCAGCUUCUAGCAAGGCAACUUCUCCACAAUCGAAUCAAGAAGAUGUUGUGUUACUUAAACCGAUUCCUCUUAUGCCUGAUCAAAGCUUGGAUAAAUUAAUCGAAGACGAAACAAUUACAUCUGGAACAUCAUUAAUAAUCACAGAAACUGCAGAGGUUGAAAAGGAAACAUUCAAACCUGAGGAAAUAGCAACAGAUAAAAAGUUGAACGAAUUAAUUACUGAACAAGACGUUUUCAAAAUGGAGUCAACUUCGUGGGUGGAAGAAAUUGAAAAAGAAGCAAUGGUGGAAGAAACUAGUUCCAUGUCGCCAAUUUCAAGCGCAAUAGUAGCCGAAACGCCACAGAAAAUGAAGGAUUCGUGGGCUACUAUUGUUAGUAAACACGCGGAACCGCUGGAACCACUCUCGUCACCCACUAGCGAAAAGAUUAUGAUGAAAAAACAACAAACUGUCGAACAAAAUUUAAAUCCCCAAAUACAAAUCCAUGUGGAAGAAGCUCCAGAGCCGAUAUCAAUCGAAGAAGUGGUUAAAAUCGACGAACAAGGUUUUAUGGAAUUCGUAAAUCGAAAAGAACUGCGAUCUAGACGAUCGAGAUCGCGAUCCAGAAGCAUCAGACGAGACGAAGCAAACUCGAAACAGUCGAGUGAUAAGCCUAUAGUUCCUGAAGAAAUUUUAGCAGAUGAACAAAAGCAGAUGGGCGCGCAAAAAGUGGAGGAACAGAAGAAAAAGGACGGAAACAAAGGAAAGGAGGGAAAAUCGAAGAAAAAGAGAGGUGAAGCAAAAUCGAGCAGUGCAGAUCGCAAUCAGGUGACAAAAGGUGAACAGGAAAAGGAUAGAGAGAACCUUCAGAAAGAAAAAGAUAAAGAAAAGACGAGUAGGAUCGAGGAAAAGGAUAUGAAGAAGACGGAGAAAGAAAGAAUAGAGCCAUUAGUCGAAGAGAAGACACAGAAACAGCCAGAAAAGAAAGAUACUAAGCAACAUGAGGGCAAACCGAAGACGAAAGAAGUUAAUUUGAGCCAAGAAAGCAAAGAAAAGGCAGGAGAGAAAGUUGAAGAAAAGCUUGAUGAGGAAGUGAAAGAAGUAGAGGUUGUGAAACCUGAAACUCCAGAAGUAGAUAAAAUAAUCGAAAUGGAUAAACAGAAUUCUAAAUCAGCAGAUAAGUGGAGAAAAGCAGAAACGAAGGAACAAUCUAUUGCUGGUUCAAAGAAGAGUAAGAAAUUAAAGAGAGGAAAAUCUGAUAAGGAACAGCCCAAAGAAGAACUAGAACAUAAAGAACAAACCAAACAACAAGAUGUUCAGGUAAAAGAAAUACAACUGAAAUCGGAAGAUGAAGUUGUGAAAGAACCAGAAACUAAAGAAGUUAAAGAAAUUCAAGAAAUAUCAACAAUUGCAAAAUCUGAAGCUGAAAGUAAACCUGAGAUUGUCGAAGAAAUUAAAUCUGAAAAAUCGAUGUCUCCAAGAAAACGUAAAGGAAAAUCUAAAGAAAAGAAAGUAGAGACAGUAUCAGGAAUUAGCGAAACAUCGAUCGAAGGAAAGAAGGUACCUGAAUCUAAAAUUAAAGAGGAAAUACCUGCAAAAGAGACAGAGGUUCAAGAAAUUAAAGAAGUUGAAGAAGAAGUAAAAAUUACAAAACCUGAAAAAUCGACGCCCACAGAGAAGCAUAAAGAAAAAUCUGAAGAAAAGAAAGUAGAAACGGUACCAGAAGGAAUCAUUGAAACAUCAAUUGAUGAGAAGAAAGUAUCUGAACUUGAGAUCAAAGAAAUAUCUGUAGAAAAAAUAAAGGACGAAGUAGAAGAAAGUGAAACAAAUCAAAAGAAAGAAGUUGAUUCUAAACCAGAUGUUACUGAAGAGAAAAAAGAAGUAUCUGCAAAGGAAGGAACUGAGGAGAAACAUGAAGAAGAACCAAUUAAGUCUCCGCAAACACCUGUUGCAGAAAUAAUUGUAGACACUAAAACAGAAACAGCAGAGGUAAAAGAUGAAGCUCAUGCAGACAAAAAGUUGAAACUUUCGAAAAAGGAGAAACGAAGGCAAAAGAAGAAAGAAAAAUCUACUACACGAGCAACCAGCGAAGAAAAAUUAGAAAAGGAAACAUCUGAGACGUUUGUUCCAGAAAAGGAAGAAGAAACAAUAACACUGGAAGAAGUAAAGCCAGAAGAAGUAAAGCCAGAAGAAGUAAAGCCAGACGAAGUAAAGCCAGAAGAAGUAACUAUUUCAUCUGAUGAAACCAAUCAAGAAAAAGAACUUAAUAAAAAACUACAAGAAAUUAAGAAAUUGAGCGCAAUCAUCCCUGAGGUGAUUCCUGGUGAAAUAAAGCUUGUUCCAGAAACUAUGCUUAAACCGAUAAUCAAGGAAAAGGCAAAACCAAGUAAAGAGGAAGCAGAACUUUUGAAAUCAACUGAAGAAAAGGAAAAAGUUUCAGGAGAAAUAGAAAGCUUUGCUGAAGACAAAAUGGAGACACAUAAACUAGUUACAGAUAAAUCUGAAACUCCCAAACCAGAGAUAGAUAAAUCUGAAGUGCCUAAACCAGAGACAGAUAAAGCUGAAGCAUUUAAACCGGAUAAAAUUGAAACACCCAAACCAGUGCCGGAUGAAGCUGAAAAAUACAUAAAACAGAAAGAAGAACCAACAUCAACUUCGAAAGAAAAAUCAAAACGUAAGAACAAACAGGCGAAGAAAGGUAGACGCGAAGAACAAGAAUCAGCAACGAAGUCUACGGAUGAAGAAGUUCAAUCGCCAAAGGAUGAGAAAGAAAUUGAAAUAUUAAGCACAGGUUCUACUAUUCCAUCAACUCCAGAAACUCCAAAUGAAACAGUCGAUCAAGAGAAAGACGCGACGAUACCUGAAGAGAAAAUAGAAUCAGGUGCACAAUUGAAUAAGUUGGAGAUUGAUGAACCAAGGGUCGAGGAGGUUAAGAAAGAUGAGAAAGAAGCGAAGGAUGUCUUGCAGGAACAAGUUGUUUUGAAAGAAACAGUUAUACAAGAAAGGACAGAAACAUCUGCCAAAAGCCGAGAAGAAGUCGAUCGUCUAGAGAAAACCGAAGAAAUUCCAGAAGCUCAGCCUCUAGAAAAGAAAUCUACGAAAGAAGAAAAAUCUAAAACGAAGAAAAUUAAAGAUAAGAGACAGGAAGAGGCAACUAAAGAUGUCGAGAAAAAGAUAUCCGAAGAGGACCCAGUAAUUUCCAAAGAGGAAAUACUAGACAAAGUUUCUGAAGUUAAAACAGAUAAGGUCGUUCCACUCGAGACAAAACCGGAAGAAACCAUUAAACCUGCUGAAGUAAUAGUGAAUGGUAAACUAACAGAAGAAGAUGACAAAACUGAGAAGGAAGUAACAGAAAAGAAGACAGAAGAAAUCGAAAAGGUACAGUCAGGAAUUGUAAAAGAACUCGAAAGUAUAAUGCAAGAAACCGAUCAGCUUCCACAACGAGAUAUAUCAACGGAAAAAUUAUUACAUAAAAUUGAGUCUCCCAUAACCAUAGAAUCGAUUCAGUCUCAACUAGAAACCGAAGAAGAAUUCGAAAAAUGUAUAUCCAGUGAACCAGAAAUAGAAACGGUAGAUAUCGUGGUGGAGCCCGUGAAACCAAAAGUACAAUUCUAUAUAGCCGACGAAAUUUUAGUUCUAAGUCCGGAGAAGAAAAAACCCGUACAAACUCCCCUAAUCUUAAAAACCCUGUCAGAACUCAGUAGAUCCAAAUUCCUUUCUCUUGAUAGCGGUUUUUGGCCGGACAAACACCCCUAUCACGAGGCUGAACGCUACCUGUUCGAAAAUUUGGCUAACUAUCCGAUGGAAAGUCUUUCCGACGAUGUCAAACGCGAUUCUAACGAUAAAGAUGAUUUCGACGGGGAUCAGGGCGGUGGUAAUUUGAACGAACGCGGCGGUAAUGGUGGUCCCUUGAAUUCUUAUUUCAUGGGUGGACCGCAUACCGAACGUCUGAUCGCCGAUCUCCCAGGUGGUAUAGGUAGCUGGACCGAUUACAGUACUUACUUGUCGAGCGAGAACGAGCAGAGAACGGACCAGUCCACCGAUCUGGUUCAGGAAAAGAUCGAGAAUCCAAUGUCAGAUCCAAUAUACCCCUCCGAUAAUUUACUUUCUGAGUUAUCCUCUGUCCAUCUCAAGGACGACCAGUCUAUUUCCAAAUUCGACGAACUGUCGUUGGAGUGUGACGUUCCUACAACGUCAGAAAAUUCUGAAGAUGUAACAUUAUUGUCACUGUCCACUGUCGAAGUAUCCGCUUCUGGCGAACAACCCCUAAAGCUCGAUUACAAGACCGUGAGCCCGGAUCAACUAUCAGAGUCCACUUAUUCCGAUCCACGUGAGUUAUCCCCAACACCAGGCAUCCCUGACCAUGAUCCAGAUCCCAAGAAACAUUUAGGUAGAGAAAAAGGAUCGAUGCAGCGGCGCACUCCAAUCGUGGAGACGGAGAGAGAGAUGGGGGUAACUGAAGAUGAGGCUGAAAAGAGGAUACGAGGGAUCAAGGAUAUCAUACAGGAGCGCCUAAUGGUUUUACAGUUGAGUCUUUCGAACCUAAAGGGAACUUACUUGCCACGAGAUAGCAUAGACUCUAUGCUGUCUGCAAUCACGAAUUUACUAACGGAGCUCCAAGGAUACGAUCAGGAAGUGGGUCAUUUAGAAGAAGAAUUGUGUAAAAUUCCAGCCGAUUUGGAAGCACAGAAGCUUCUGUCGAGUCUAGAACAAGUUCAGUCUCGCAUCGCCACCCUUUUAUCGCAAGCGGAACAAGGACGCGCUUCUUUGGAAAGAGCGCGUGGACAACAAGAACAACGCGGCCACGAUAUCCACGAAUACAAGAAAUUCUUGGAUGAAACGGAUAACUGGCUGAAGAAUAUCGUGGCUGGUAUGAAGCAGCAACAACCGACUACCAAGGCUUUACAGGACGAGCUGAGCAGUCACGCGCAGCGGGUGUCGGAGCUUGAAUCGUUGCCAGAAAUCAGCACGCUGGCAAAGGUCCUGAAGAAUGCGCUGUUGGAAGUGAUGUCGCGACUGCAGCAAAGGCAGCAGGAGGUUUGCGAUGAAGAGGCGCAAGCGGACGAAACGUCAGACCGAGAUGAUGCCACCCUCGAUCAGGCACCCUCCAUUCAUUCGUCCCUCGAAACUAGUAUGCCAUCUCUAGCCGACGUUUCCCUGCAAACAGGACAAAGUCUGUUAGCGAACAUCGUCGAGAAACCACAACAACUGACCAAACAAACGUCAACAAAUAAAAUGCCAGUUUCAACGGAAUGUCACUCUUUGACCACGCAAACCAUGGACAUAACACACCCUAACAUCGAAAACAUUCAAACCCAGGAAACGAUAAAGAUUCUAAAAACCACAGAAGGUGAUCACGAUGUGAUCGAGAUAGCCACGAAGAACGUACCUUCCUCUUCCACUCAGGAAAUCGAUCAGGAACAUGCUGAAGCGACAGCAGAGGACAUCGUCGUUGAUAUGAAAUAUCAAGAUCCUACGAACGCUGACAAUACCACCAGUGAGUUAAACAUCGUUCACGCUGCUCCACAAUCGUUCGAAACUGUCCUGGUCGAACCAGAUGACGUGACCACCGAAGUGGUAGUAGACGAAGAUGGUUCGAAGAGGAUAAUAGUAAGAAAAUUGAGACGAACCACGAUGACUAGCAGACAAACCACUCAACAACACUUAUCGUCCACGGCCACGGCGAUUGGAGACGCGCCAUCCGUGGUGCAAGCUUUCUCAGAGGCCACCAUGAAGGAUCAACAGGUCACGGUGACUACUACGAAGCCAGAUGGUACGAUAGAAACCACGACAAGACAGAUCCAUGGUGGAAAAGUAACUACUGGCACUCCUUAUAAAGAUGUAAAGGUGGAGGAAUACGAAUUAGCGCCGCAGUAUACGCACAUGGUGACCCAAGGUCACGUUCGAGACAUCAGCCCACAACCUUUCGAGGAGGGACUGCUGAUGGAAAGUGGAGAAUAUCGGGCGCAAACGUCGAGCGUGCACGCCGUGGUACAGCAAGUUACUAGAAGAGUGAUUAGAAAGACUAGGAGGAUUAUUAGGAAAAUUACGAUUGUGGAUGGUAAAGAGACUACUACCGAGGAGAUCAUAGAAGAGCCCGAAGAAGUGGAGAUCGAUGAGAAGAAUAUUCCGCAUAUUAGCAUCAACGUUAUUAAACAGGAGGAACAGAGACAGUUUGGAAGUGAUGGAGCAACAGGUGAAGAGAAGACACCGGAACGCGUUUUGGUUGAAGAAGUCACUGAUAAGGAAGAGAAAGAUUUGAAAGUAGAAAAGAUCGUAACCGACGACACACCCAUGCAAGGACCGUUCUUUGGAGCAUUUGCUAAAGACAUGCAUCCCAGCACGGGAUAUAUAGAAACAGAACCAUUGGAAGAAAAGCCAUUAAUUGAUAUCAAAAAAGAUAUUCCAGUAACCGAGAAGAAAAAAGGAAAAGCUGUAGAUGUAGCUAUUCCAACAGAGAAGACUUUGGAGAGUCAAGUGGAACCUUCGAUAGUGGAUAUUCGAAAGGAACAAUCUCCACGAACUCCUGAAGAAUCUUUAUCGCAAAUUCACCUUGAUGACAAGAGCUCAAAAUUGGAAUUCGUUGAAAGGAAACCUGAACCAGUGGACAAGUACGAGCAGGAGCACUUCCUGGUCGAGGUAAAAGACAAAAAGUUGCUUCCGUCGGCCAGCCAGGCGUUCAUCGAUGCUGAAGUAUCUGCUGUAUUGCAGAGUCCCAUCGGAGAGAUCAAGAUACGCGAGACACAGGUACAGCAAGAGUUAGCGAAGUCUUCGAUCGAGUCGAUCGUAUCGGACGACAUCACUAAAGCGACCUGUAAGUCUGUCGAUGCACCAGUAAGCAGAGAAACACCCGGUAUCGAGCUAGAAGGUCGCACGGUAGAUGUAGAAAAGCACGAUGACACUAUAGGCACCGUAGAUGUACUAGAGGAAAAGCCAUCGAUCGAAACGGCGACGACAGGAGCACCAGAAUCGUCGCUAGAAUUUGCAUCAACGGAACUACAAAAGAUAGUUGACGUUUCAGAAGUGCAACCUAUACAGAUCGAAGGGGCAGCUUCGACGAUUCCAUCGAUGGAGUGGGAGAGGCACGACGAACCGGACAUCUUACCUAUACACGUGAAACAGCAGAUAGUGAAGAACUCGUUCAUUCCGGAGAUCGAUUAUUCGGUCGACGACUACAUGGACGAAGCACUGAAACCGGAAUACAAACCGAUCUUCCAUAAAGUGGAGAUAUCUCUGGGUGUGAAGAAGGACGGCGAAGAGAUGCAGCCUACGGUGGAGGUGAAGAGUCAGACUGAACCGGAAGCAGCUCCUCAUCGUAUAGUGAAGGAAGACGUCAACAUCAGUUUACCUGCAGACAAGGAGAGCAAAUUAAUUAUUCACGACAAGAUCGUACAAACUUCUCCACCGGUUGCUGAGCCUACGAUUGUCAGCUUGGACAAGUAUGUCGGUCUCUCAGAAAGAACAAUGAUUACCUCGGAUAAGUUUACUAUUACAUCAGAGAAAGAGGAAACUGACAAGUCUGUUAUCUGUUCGGAAAAGGAAGGAACUUCUGACAAUGUGAUUACGUCGGAGAAAGAAGACGAGUACCAGACGGAACCCGCGAUAGAACCUGAAGAGGAAAACUUUGUACCGCUGGUUGAGAAGAUCGAAGAAGAGGUUAAGUCACCUAUGUCGUCCAUGGAGACGAAAUCGAGCACUUCUCUGGUAUCCAAUAUUGCAGAGUCUAUAGAGAUCGACGUCGCGUUAUCUGAUUCUUCGAAACAUAUCAGCGAAGCGCCACAGCCUGAUAUCACGAAGAUGUUCGAAUCCAGGGAGCUAGAGACGUUGCCGAAAGACGAAACAUCGGAAGGGGAAGACGGUUAUGAGGCGGACAGAACGAUAAUAUCGACGACAACGCCGGAUGACGAGAGUGUGAUGAGGAUGAAAAAGAAGAAGAAGAGGAAGCAGAGAAUACGAGGCUUCAAGGACGAAGAGCAAACGGAAUUCCCAGAGACUAGCUCUGACGAUGAAGAAUUCACUGAUGAUCUGGCGCCGAUGGAGAGCGAGUACGCGAAAGCUACGAAGAAGAAAAAGAAGAAAAAGAAGCGUGCAGACGUUGACGUAGGUAAAGACAAAGCUCCAGCCGUCACAUCGAACGAGGCGGACACACAGACUGUUCCUCAAGCGUCCAACGUUUCUGUUGCUACAUCGCCAAAGCAAAACGAGAUAUCAGAAAUUUAUAUUCAAACCUCGCCGCACUUAUUAGAGGAGACCAAGACACCAGAAAUCGUAGAAGUUCACGAAGAAACGCAAACUUCUUCAAUUUCGCUCGAAGAUUCGGGAAAGAUCGAAACACCAAAAGUGGCAGAAAUUCACGCAGAGAUGCAAACGUCUCCGUUGUCUGUUUUGGACUUUAGCAUGCAAACUACACUAGAAAAGGAACCUGAAAAAUCGAUUACGCAACACUCUGAAAUGCAAACGUCUCCAUUACCCGCUUCAGAUUUUGGCGCUCAGGCUGUUACCGAAGAGCCACCUCAGAUAGAAGAAACGAGCACUCAAACGAUAGAAACUCCUGAGAAGAGAAUGGAAGAGUAUGCUGUUCAAACUAGUCCGAUCGAAGAUACUACAGAAGCCAUCGUUCCAAUCGAAACUGUAGAAAUUCAGGUUCAAACCGUAGCAACGGAUGUAGUUUCUAUCGAGGCACAAACGUCGCCGACUGCGCCAUCAACGGAGAUGGAGACACAAACAGCAGAGAAAAUGGUUGUCGCUGUUGAACAGCAGACCACUCCACCACCAAUUGAAGAGAAGAUUUUAGCUGGAAUAGCUACUCAAACUGUGACUCCUGAAGCACCUAGGACCAUAGAAACAGAAGCACAAACUAGCAAGCCAACCAGUCCAGAAAUAGUUACGUUGGACUUCAAUAUCCAAGCGGAUUUGAUAGAGCAUCCUUCUGUCGAGAUAAUGGAAACGCAAACGACCCCAGGAGAGAGUCCGCGGCAGGCAGACACUCAAGAAACUGAAUCACAGACGAUGUUGGCCGGGCCAACUCAAGAAAUCAUGAUACAAACCAGUCCAGUUACAUUUUCCCCUGAAAAAGUAGAGGUUUGCGAACUGUCUUCUCAGACCAGUUUGGAAGAGAAGAAACAAUCGAUGGAUGAACAGUCUCAGACCGUCACACCGGAAAAGAUAAAGACGUUGGACACCUCAGUACAAAUAAAGACGUGCGAAUUGUUCGUACAAGUUGAGGAAGGUGUACAAAUCAUUCCCGAAACUCGCGAAGAUGGCGCGCAAACGAGCGUCGAAGAAGAGAAACCGUUGUUGGUGACGGCUUCACAGCAAACAAAUAAUGUAUUACUAGUACCUCGAGAAGAAACGGAAGUGGUUAAAGAUGAAGAAGGCAAUGUGAUAGAGGCCACGAUGGACGUGGUAGAUGCAGAGGUAAAGAUGCCUCUAAAACUUACAGAAAUUCCAGUAGCACCUGAUGUACAAGUACAAGAAUAUAAAGAAUACCUGGAUACGAAGAUCGAGGAAAUAACAGAACCGGAAUCUGUUAUGAAAGAAACUAUUCAAGAGGAAUUCAAGGACGAACAGAAUCUCCCUGAAAAGAUAGAGAAAUCAGAAAUUGAGGAAUCGGUAGCUCCUUCGAAGGCAGACACCGACACCACGGAUGCUGAAUUUAAAAUCCGUUUGCAGGCAACCAUAGAAUUCCCAACUAGCGACACUACUACCGAUACUGCGAGUAAAUUCACUGAUAGUUCGCAGGAUACGACUAUUACAGAGGAUUUAAGCUCUGCAGGAAAGAUAGACGACAGCGUUGGAAGGAGGCAGAAACGGAAGAGGAAACACAAGACCAACGAAACGUCCGUAACGACUGAAAAGGAUCUGGAAUCCAUAUUUGGACAACCUGUAGAAUCGCGAGAUGUGUCUCUAAGAUUGUCUUAUUCCGAUGUUACCAAGAGAAACGUGGGUAAAGAAAAGUCUGCCUCCGGUGAAUCUGGUUUCCUCGAAAGAGGCUUUGACGAAGAUGAUACUAAAAUUGUUCCGGACGAAAAGGUAGACGAAGAAAUUGUACAAAGCACAUCAUUGACAAUGAUUGAACCAAUAGCGAUUAAAGACGCGCAAGAUGUAUGGACGUUAGUCAAAGAUGAAGCAGAAGGCCAACAAGCGUCAACUGUUCCACACAUGCCUUCACCUGAACCGAUGGACACGACCGAAGAACCAUUUUCUCCUGUAGAAUCAGUAGAAAUUUUGCAGGAAGAUGACCGGCCACGAAUCAAAACUUAUGCGGAUAUCAUCAGUGAAUCUUCGAAAAAACCAGGAAGAGAUCAACCUUCGUGGGAAUUGUCCCAUCACGCGAUACCACAGAAGAGCGCGAGUUCGAAAGCUUUCUUGUUAUCUGAAACGACAGAAUAUGAACCUCAACAUCAAAUCACGCAGAGCAAUCAAACAACCAAAGCGAUCACUGACCGAAUGCAGAGCCUUCGAAACGCUAAACAACCGAGUCAUCUAGGAAACAUUCUUCAUAUAGCUCAUCUGGAUAAAGUGGCAAAUGAGAAACUAGCUGAAGAACGAGCUGCAGACGUGAGGAAGGAACUGUCUCACUUGAGAGACGCUGCUCAAGAAAAAGACGCGAUUGCCGUUGAAGAAACUCUGGUUGUCAUCGUAGAUACGAUUUCCACUUGGUUGGAAACCAUCGAAUACAGAAUUUUCUUGAGCAAAGAGUGCCCCACUGGUCCCUCUCACGAUGAUAAAACUUACGUUGAACUGAAGGACGAAGUGGAAAAUGUGGAAGAGAAUAUUCAGGAGCUUAAUAAUAUCUGGAAAUUAGUGGAGACCAGUUAUCCAGGGGAAGAUAGGAAAAACUUGCAGGAAUGUUUGAAUGCUCUCAUGACUCAGGUUAAGAUGAUCGAAGAGGCGACCGAUGAUGGAGAGAAACAACUUACGAGUGAGCUCGCUAGGUGGGACGAAUUUGUGAAUGGAGUGAACAAUAUGUACAGAUUAAUCGAAGAACAACGAAAACUGCUGAACGAAAUCAUCGAGCUCGAAGCAUCCACAAAAUGGAAGCUACAAGAGCUGGACAAACUGGAAAAUAUGAACCGGUGUCACAUGUGGAAGACAGCAACGUUACUUACCACUUCGCACGAAUUGCUACGCGAUUAUCCUGGGAAACAUAUUCCAGAAGAGACCUAUGCGGCUCACGAGAUGACCAAAAUAAUCGAGCAUGGAAUAUGCAUCGAACGUGAACGUCUCCUACAAUUAUUAGCCUUGGCUGAAGAGUACGAGCAAACUCUUCGAGAAUUCGCUCAGAUCACCGAGAUCGCGGAGAAUUUAUUAGAGAGUCCUAUCUCGGUGAUGAGUUUAGAACAUUUACAAGAGGAGAUGCAGAAGCAUAGAAAGUUCUUCGUGAAUCUAAACCAUUGUCGAGCAAUUCUGGAGUCGCUGGAAGGAAAUUUGGACCCAGAAACCAGAACUAAAUAUUCAGAUCUUCACGAAGAACUGCAUAGCAGAGCUAUAUCGUUGCUAGAUCAGGCUGCAUCUAGAGCUCAGCAAAUGGCUCUGGCUGCGUCUAGGUGGAUUCUUCUGGAACAAGGGGUGAAAGAGGAGAGAGGAUGGCUCCAAGUUGCUCAUCAACGAGUUCCUGAUCUCCAGACUGUGACGUCGUCUGAUUAUGACCAGUACAUCUCCUUAUAUCAGUCUCUGGCAAUGGACGUUGCGACACACCACGCUCGGCUUAUUCAGCUUCUGAACGUGGCACGCAAUCUUCAAGAAUUGGUGAACAUCGAAGAUCCCGAAGAUCGUUAUGGCGAAGCCUUAGACGUUAUCGUGAAGCUUCAGGAUAACGUAGAGUCGUCGUUGAGGAAAUUGUUGGCAUUUAGAGAAAGUUGGUGCAAUCAGGAAGCACUAAUGAACCGUUUGGAGAACUGGAUGACGUCGGUGGAGAAGGAAUUGGUCAGUAUCCGCGAUCCUUCAGGAGGCCAUAUACGCCAAUUCUGGGAAUUGAAGGCGCAAUAUGAGGUGCACAACAACAUUCGAGAAGAAGCUAGCAAUAGCUUCGAGCAAGCCCUGAGAAUAAUUCCCUUAUCGGACGAGAUGUUGCAAAGGCAGUUCCAUCGUGAGGUUCAAGAUCGUUGGAGCGACGUCUCGCAGAAAAUAAACGACAUUCAAGAGCAAGUAACUCGAAACAUUUCCUCCGAAGACAUUUCGUCCAACGAGAAACUAAAACUCCUCGAGCGAGAACUAAACGAAUUACGAAUAACCGUCGAUGGUUUUCACGGUGUUCUAAAGACGGAAGAAGAACUAGAUCUAUACAUCGAACGUUUGACAGUCUUAUUCGAUAGGAUCUGCUUGAUCCAAGACGAGCUAGGUCGCCUAGGCUUGCUUCCCGUAGCAGAGAGCGAGAAGGUCGGUGUUCUACUGUCUUCGGCUCGCAGAAUAGAGAGCCAAAUUAGCGAAGAGUUAGACGCAGCACAGUUGCUGAGGGAAAGGCUUCAGGCGAUCCAGCGUGGCCUUAGUCGCGUUAGAAAAGCCCAUCAACGACAAUCGUCUAUAUUGGAUCAAUGCGAGGGAAGCGAACAACAGGGAAGCGAAGUGGUCGCAGCUGCUGUGGAUCGAUGUCAAACUGUCGCCGACGAACUGGCGAUUUUAUGGCAGGAUAUCAUGGGCCUCAGACAAUUAUUACACACUCUACCAACAGUAAUGAGAGUCUCGGUAUCGCCAGUCAGCGUCGAACGAGAUAUUUCCAACCUUCAAGACACUCAUACAGACUUAGAAGCCAGAUGUUCGCGAUUGUUAACGUUGUUGAAGAACAGGCUCGCUUUAUGGAGAAGAUUCGAGAAACAGUUGGAGAUGGUACAGCAAUCGGUUCAAGAGGCUGACUACAUGAUGGAAUUGUUAACCGUGCAAGGAUCUGUCGAUUAUGAAAGACUACUGAAAGCUACCGAAAGGCUAGAGGGUCUGAGCGGUGAUUUGGGCGCGCGAGAAGUUCUCAUUGGCGAAUUGCGAGAGGCUGCCGAACCUCUGCGGGAGGGUUGCGCUGCAGAGGUCCGCGAGAAGGUCGAAGCAGCGGUAAAUGAGGCCGUACAAGCCUGGGAGGACACCAGGGCCGAAUUAGAUGCCCUUUGCACCAAGUAUCAGCACGCGUGCAGAUUGUGGCAGCAGUACAAAGACUCGAGUGCCGCUGUUAAGGCCUGGGUGGACACGCAGAUGGACAGCGUCGCCAACCUGCCACCUGAAGAGGCCGUCAAACACAUCAAGAUUUGCGAGGAAACGAUGGCGGAACACAAGGAAAGGCUGGCGGAGCUUCAAGGGCUGGUGGCGCAGAUCGCGUCGAACGUCGGUCUGGACGCGAGUGGACCGUUGAACUGCGAAGUGGAGGCACUCGGACAGCGUCUGGAUGACAUCCGUGAAACUUUGUCGUGUCUAGCGGAUGCGGCAGACGCCCGUGCCCUCAACCAGGAGCUCACACGUGGCGAUUUAUGUCAGACGAAAAAUUUCCUGGACUCGGUCCAACAGAGCCUCACCUCGGUGAGCCAAGGCGAGUCGAAGGAACAGUUGAAGCUCCUCCGUAACCAUCUUCUCGCGCUCACGUGCACGGAACCACAGCUACAGUCGAUCAAAGAACGCACUCUGGAGGUGUCGACGCAGGAACUAUCCGUAGUCGAGGUACUGCAACGAUGGCAGAACGUGUUCAGAGAAACCUUCCAACAGUAUCACCGUUUAUCGGCUCAUCUAGUCAAAACGCAGGAUGGUGCGACUGCCCUGAAACUCUGGCAGGAGUAUCUGUCCGACGUGCAAGAUUUCCUAUCUAACGACGUGUCCGGGGACUACAACGGUUUAUCGAAACACAGAAACAUGUGCGAGGUGCAUCGAAAUCUCCUGACCGACCAACAGAAUCUCAUUCUCACCGUUCGAUCGGAAGAGGGCAGUAACUUAUCGACAACGGAACAAUUCAACAUCCUGACGAAUUUGCACAAUGAAACGUUGGCUACAAUUAUGGAAAGACACGCGGCGGUGCGUGACAGAUUGGAUGCGUGGGACAGGUACAAAUCGGACCAAACUAAAUUGCUGUCCUGGCUAAAGGAAAUAGAAAGAGAACGAAGCCAGUUACACCUUCGAUUCAUCCAAUUACAAAGGCUAAACGAAAUUCUUCAGAGGAUACAGGCACUGCUGGAUAAAAUAGAGCAAGGCAAAUCUCAAUUGGAGUCUCUGCAAGAACAACAAGAAACUUUGCUCGUGAACUGUGACCAGACACUAGCCAUGUCCAUUCGAAUGGAACUUGCAGCUCACGCUCAAAGGAUCGCCAAUCUUAGUUCCAGUCUCGAAAUCUGGAGAGACUACAUACCGAGGAUACAAAAAUUGUAUGCAGAAUACGAAGAACAGGCGAAGCACGUCACGACAACGUUUUAUGAAAUUGGUCAAACUCUCAGCACAGCGUUCCACGCGAGGCCUGCCAGUUUGUCGAAUACCAAGCAGCAGCUGGAAUCUAUUCAACAACUGCAAAACAGACUAGCUGGCAUGACCACGGAUUUAGAGUCGCUGUGUGUAAUCACAGAACAGCUGAGGGAGUGUCUGAGUCCCAUCGAUAUGAAAUCGUUGAAUCAACAACAGGCGCUUCUUCGGUUGCAGCACGGAGACCUCGAACACCAGACCGCGUUGCUUAUUUGUAGGUUGGACGAACGUUGCGACCUUUACGAUCGUUGGAAGGAUAGAUCGGCCAGGUUACUUACAUGGAUAGACGAGACUGAGAUCAGAAUUCAAGACUGUGACACAAUGGCGCCAAACGAACCUCAGGAGACCCUGAAGAGACUGGAGUGUGAUCUGCAAGCGGAUAUCGCGUUGAAACAGCUAGAACGUUUGUGGAUACAGAACACUGGUCAGGAUCUGAUAGAGGUAGCCGAGGAAGAGGAAAGCGAAAGGCUACAGCGAACUCUAAAUGAAGUGAACGAGAGAUGGGAACGGUUGCUGGCUAUGGGCAAAUCUAGAGCCAGUAAAUUGGUUGAUUUGAUGAGAACUAUGGAUACGUUGGAGAAGAGGAUAAGCGAGUUAAGGAGCUGGUUGGCCAGCGUGGAGUCUCAAUUAUCAGAGACGUUCGUGAUCGAGGAGAUCACUCAGAACUGCAUCGACAAGAAGCUCGACGAUCACGAACAUCUUCAGAAGACGAUCGAGGCAGAAAGCGGAAACAUCGGCGAAGUGUUGAAUCUUUGCGAAAUUCUGUUGAGCGACUGCGAUGCCUGGAAGACUUCCUUCAACACGGACGCGAUAAAGAAUGGAAUGGAAGGCUUGGAGCGUAGGUGGACAGCGACCUGCGUGAAAUCUGCAGAGAGGAAAGGGAAGAUCAUUCUCGCAUGGAAAAUUCUUCAAGAACUGGAGAAGAUCAGAGCGGAACACGAGGACUGGCUCGAAGAAAUCGACGUGGCCCUUUCAGAAUUGGAGAACAACCUGGAUGAAGUUUCCAAGGAAGAAUCGAAGAAAGCCAUUGAGAAAACCAGAGGCAUCUUCGAUGAUAUAGAGGCGCACGAAUCGGUGAUCAAGAUAAUCGAACAAAACUUUAGUCGUUUAGCUAGGACAGGUCUGGAACCAGAUAAUCUAAAGUCGCUUAUCAGCGAGACUAGACGGCUUAUCGAUAAGUGGCAAACGUUGAAACCUCGAACGAACGCUAUUUUACUGGCGCUCCAACAGGGACAGAAGAAUUAUCGAGAUUUCAUCACGGUGCACGGCGCGGCGGUCGUCGGAUUAACGCAAGUCGACGUUCGACUGACCACGACGCAACAUUUAGCUACGUUUGAACAAAAGUCCUCGACACGUCGAAGACUACAACAGUUGAACGAGAUCGAAGAAGAGCUUCGUACGCAGAACCUCACAUUGCAGAAAGCGGAUGAGUUGGCGUUGAAGGUUAUGCAAGAAUGUCAUCCGAAUGACGUGGCAACUAUCCAAGAGCUGGUGGACGAGUAUCAGCUGCUAUGGAAAGACAUAAAGAAGAGAGUGUCUUCGUUGAGAGCGGAAAUCGAGGGACAAGAGAAGUUGGAAGUUGACGAAGCUGUGCAGGUGGAGACGUUGAAAUUCGAACAGGACACUGCUGUUCAAGUGGACACUUUGCCGAGGAUAGUGAGAAUGACGUCUAGCGAUGCCUAUCUGAUAGAAUUGGAAGCUGCUCUGAUUGAGUGCAACCAUGCUUUGGAUACGCUGGAAAUAGCAGUUAGGCCGGAUCCUGUCGCUGGACCAGGAUUGAACACAGCUGCUAAGAAUAUCAGUAAACUAAUUGGAAGCUGUCAAUCGUCGAUCGAAUUGGUUCGUCACUUGCACGGUUUGCUCAUUGAGGAUGGAAAAUUAAACGCGCAGGUUGCCAAGGCGAACGAAGUAGCGGCGUUGACGAACAGAUACGAAAAUCUGUUAAUCCUGGCGAGAACACGAGAACAACAAAUCAGAGAACUCAGCGAUAAUGGUAGAUUAACCUGUCCCUUAUGUUCGCGCCGUAACUGGGCUCAAUUGGAGAACGAUCUCUGGAGAUUAGAAAAAUGGCUGGAAUUCGCAGAAGGCACGCAAAGUGAACAACAUUCGCCACCAAGCAACAUAGAACAAUUGGAGGAUGUCAUACAAAAUCACAGAGAAUUUGUACUCGAUUUGGACAGUCAUAAGAGUAUUCUAGUCAGUCUGAACACUGUCGGCGCUCAUUUAGCCGAUCACACGGAGGAACUGUGUCGAGCGAUGCAACUCAGAGACAGAUUAACCGUCGCAAACACGAGAUGGGAGAAGGUGUGCAACGUGACAACACAUUGGGAGGAACAACUGCAAGUUGCGUUGAUGUCGAACCAGCAAUUCCAUUGUAUUAUAGAGGAACUGCUUACCUGGUUGGAGAAAACGGAAAUUAGUAUACGAGCCAGCGAACCGGUCGACUUGACCGAGUCACCGGAAAUUAUGACCGCCAAGUACAAUAAAUUCAGAGAACUGAGGAGCGAUCUGGAGCGGUGCGAGCCCCGAGUUCUGUCGCUUCAAGAGUCGGCUAAUCAAUUACUAGACGAGAAAGGCGAAACCAGAGCACGCCUACAGGAAUUGCGACUCAGAUUGCAGUCCCUUCGCCGACUGACUGGUAUAUACGCCUUGAAAUUAGGGGCAGCUUUAGGAAUGGAUCCACGAGAUAUUGGACUCGCAGCCACAACUUCUUCUCUCGCGUCCCUCUCUCACGAUCUACUCGACGAAGCUGCCUCUGGAACCGCUCAGCCCCACGACGCACCUGGCACAAAUGGUGACAAUGGCGAACGUACGGUAUUAUCUCGGGGAUACCGUUUCCUGGGCCGAGUAUUGCGAGUAUCCUUGCCGAUCCAGGCGCUGAUGCUGCUGCUCCUCGGCGUCGCCUCGUUGGUACCAUCCGCCGAAGAAGACUACAACUGCAUGCUGUCGAACAACCUCGCCAGAAGCUUCACGCCAAUGGUCGUCUAUCCGAACGGGCCACCUCCUAUCUAAUGAUAAAGAAACCUAAUCUCGGACGCACCGAUUUCGUAGGGCCCAGAAGAAUGUUCAACCGAAAUAUUCAAAGAAGUCGCGGGAAGCGGAAACGCGAGAUCGCGCACGAUCUGCGUACAUAUGUACCUACUUAACUAGUCUGUCAUAUGGCGAUCCAUUGAUGCAAUCGAUAAGAGAGAUCAAUAAUAGAUCUGUUAUUUUUUUUUUUCGUAUGUCAAAAUUCUCCUCGAAAUGGUCGCACGUUUAAGCAGAACUAUAACGUUCGACUAUCUUGAUGAGAAAGAAGAAAAAAAUGGUCAGACGCAUUCUUCUAUAGACGAUGAGUUUACACGUAAUAGAGUAAUCUAGACUGAAAAGUCUCAUGUUGGGAUAUACUAAACUGAAAUCGAAAUUUCUUGGCCUUAAAUCUAGUUGGAUUAAAGCAGGUACGGCGCCUUUGAUCUGACCACGUCCCAAUGAAAGACUACGUUUAAAGACAGUACGAGCAACGAUGCUUGCUAUUCGAAAAUUUAAUGAAUAAUUCAGUUGUUCUUUCGUUGGAUCUUUUUAUUUGCUCUUAAUAUAAAAUUCGAUGAUUUUCAUUCGUUUAUUCAUCGUUGGUAUUAAAGGUACAAAUUUGUAUAUUCUCCGUUUGUAUAAAAUUUGUAAUAUAAUUGGACCUUCUCGUAGACAAACUUUAAAUAGAAAAUUGUAAUUUUUUUAAAACUUGAUUUCCAUCUCUCGCUACUAAAAUUGUAUAGAUUAUAUUGAAGUAAUACUUACGUUAAAUACUAUUUAACAUAUUGAUGUCGACAUACGUUAAAAAUGUUACUUAACGAAUAUAUUCCAUGAUAGCGUGAUAUUACAUACAAUACCAGUUCGACUUUAUUUUUUAUACGUUGCAUUUAUAACUCGAAGGAAAGUAGGCAAAGAGCGAAGCUCGAUUUUGUAUAUCGAGAACGAAACGUCCACUGACCGAUAUUUCAGAGCGUGAUCGCGAUUAACGCGAUUAGUCAUUGGUGCUAGUUCGACCGCUAUAGAGAGAAACAUAAUAAUUAAUUAUAAUAUAUUAUUAUCAUCGAGGUGUUUUCGAAUUGUUCUCCUUUCCGUUCAUUUUUCUACGAUUUCUUAGGGUAAACAAUGGAUAAGGGAAAAAGCGAAGAAGGGAAGGAUAGAAUAAAAAGAAAAAUGAAAAAAAGAAAGACACAGACGUAUCGCAUAAUAAUCGAAAACGCAUAAUGAAAUUACCGACGACAUCUCGGACGAGGUGCAUCUUUUCCGAACGAGAACGACACAAUUUUGGAUACGCACAAAAGGAUCAUGAGUUUAUUAUUCGAGGUACAAAAUAAGAGAACGACUGUAUUUAACGGCCCGCUAGUUUCGCUUCCUAAUUUAUCGAUAUCUUGCUUGCUGCGCGACCGAGCUUUGUUAUGUAUUUUUAUAAGGACAGAGCUUUCCGAAGACGGUGUACAUCUGUCGAUGUAAUAUAAUUAUAAUAAAUUAAAACCUAUAGAGCCUUCA